CGGAGAGAGUGGCAGUUGGGGCUGGUAGCCGGGGGAUGAGCUCCUCCCGGGGCUGAGCGGAAUCGAGUAUCGCCAGCAACAUGGAGGACGUGAACUCCAAUGUGAGCGCGGACCAGGAGGUGCGGAAGCUGCAGGAGCUGGUCAAGAAGCUGGAGAAGCAGAACGAGCAGCUCCGCUCCAGGUCCACCCACCAGCCCCCGGGCUCUCCCAGGACCGUGCCCGCCGCUCCCAGCCUCCAGCACCGGGCCUCCCCGCACACCGCGGCGGCCGCAGCCUCCCUGCUCCUCCUCGGCAACGGCGGCCGCUGUGUGAGCCCGGGGCCUGCGCUGCGAGACCAGCGGGGGGACGGCAGGGGGGACGGGGCCGCCUGGGAAGAGCUCAUAGAGGCGGCGGCGGAGGAGAGGAGGAAGGACGGCGGGGACAGCGAGCUCAUACUGGACCAGGUGGUGCCGCUCCGGCAGGAGGACAUGGACAGCAUGGUGUCCUUCCAGGAGGAGGAGAGCUGGUAACUAACUUCGCUGUCUGACAAAGUUUGGGCAGUGCGAGCCCCAGUAUGGGAGGGCAGGGAGUCCUGAGCCUGUACACAGAUACACACACAAUGAACCAGGGCUGGGAGGGCUGGCUGAGUGUCAUGGGCAGAGUAGUUUAGAAACAGGUGGUUAUAGUAUUAAGAUAAUUUAUCCCACUCAGCUAAUGCUUUCCCUGAGUUCAAGCCAUGCAGGGGUGGCAUGUUAUAGAGAGCAGAGUGUUAUUUAUUUAUAUAUAUAUAUAUAUAUAUACACACACACAUAUGUGUUGGCACAAGUACAGAUAGUCGUUUUUUGUUUUAGUUGGAAAUGUAAAGGUUCUAACUUAGAACCUGUGGGUGUGGAGGACUAUAAAACAAGUACUGGCGCAGUGUUUAGGUGCCUUUGUGGGCUCCAGCUGUUUUUGCAUGGCACCCCAGAAUGCCAGGAUCAUGGCCGCACUCAGAACGUGUUGUCGGAGGGCAGUUGGAGGUUUUCAUGUCUCAUUUGCAUCUGCUAGCAAUUACUCUUGUUUGAAUAAAGCAAAUCUUAUUACUUAAAGCAACGCUGUUGUGUUUGACAGUCUCUGGAUAGACCCCUAAAGUAGUCAUCCUUAAGUCUGAAGACACUCUUUCCCCCAUAGGCACAGUCUUCUUACUUCAGCGACUGGUGCUUUAAAACCAGGAGCCUGAGUCAGUGCUUAGCUGACACUCUCGGCUGUGCUUUGCCCAGUUGCUGUAACUGGAUUCUUCGACAAUUAGAAUUCGGUCACAGGGCUCCAGGCGCAAGGCAAAAUCCAGGUAAGUUGUCAGAUUUUUCUAAAACGGUUUGACAAAUUACUUGGUAGCGUGCCAGGACCCUGCUGGCACUAUGGCAGCUUAUAUUGGUAAUGCUUGGAGUGUUCCUUUUAAUACUGAAAAGUGAGAGCCGCUUUAACCCCUUAAGGACACAUGACAUGUGUGAUAUGUCAUGAUUCCCUUUUAUUCCAGAAGUUUGGUCCUUAAGGGGUUAAAGUGGCUUUCUUACUUUAUUAGUAUUUCUUAUAUAAUGAAACACUCCUGUGGCUAAGUUGGCGGUUCAUUGAAAUUCCAACAAAAAUAGUUACUACAUUAUCUAACCGAUAUUUUCAAGGUUGGCAAAACCUGAAAAAAGGCAGAGCUUUCCCAGCAGCCAUCACUAGUGUGAAAAGGCUUUGUGAAGGAUUCCAUGAGAUCUUCAAUAGACUUGUUUUAUAUUCUUCUACUUGAGUAAAACAUUGGUUCAGGUGCCUAAAAUUUGAUGCCCCCGGAGUUGGACAUGGAUGACACCAAUAUGAUGAUGUGGGAAAACAUCCGUUAUCUACCUUGAGAUUUUCCCAUGUCUGUUACGUGGGUAUGGCGGGAGAAUCUUUGUAAAAUUUGGAAAGAUCCUACAAGUGACAGACCUGCUUUAAUUAGAGAAGAAUUUGAUGAUGUCUAUCCAGUUAUGACAGAGCAGAGUGCAAAUGUUAUGUUUAAUGUUGGCAGGUCACAUCAGUAGUUUAACUAGAUGCAAACAUUGAUUAGUUUGAGGGACAUUUUGCAAAAAGUGCCACUGUGUUGUCUAUGUAUCUCUGAUUGUGAUAAUUGGGGGAAAAGGGAUCUCUGGGUGCAAGCCCUUUGGUUUUUGUCAAACCAUUGAGUGUAUUGACUAAAAAAUAUGAACUUUUGUAAUUAUUGGGACCUGUGUAUCUGAUCAUGACUGAAAUUGAUUUUCACUUGUCCCUGUGAGUCCUGUAUUGUGCUUUUGUUUUAAAUUGAGUUUUUUUUUUUUUUAAACAAACUGCUGCUGACAAAAUAAUGUAGAACCAAAUUUUGAGUUAAAGGGACACUCUAAUAGCAUAACCUCUACAGAGCACUAUAGAGGUUAUGUAUGAUGCCAGGAGUGCCUCUAAAUUGUCAUCCACCACACAAGCUUUCUUCACUAAGCAAAGCCCAGGGCUUAGCUCAUUGACUGAGAGCAAUCAGCUGACACACUCAUCCAAUGAGCUGUCCUGGCGCUGCAGAGCUUGGCUUAGGGACUCCCAGGAUCGAGCUUCUGGCUCUCACUUUUGUUGGCAGUGAGGUGAGGAGCAGUGUCCAGUGGGCCAUUACCAAACUAUUUGACUACUUACAGGGGCUGUGUACUUAUACUACCAUAAACACAACUAUACUAUUUUUAGUGGUUCUUGGAGUGUUCCUUUUAAGCUGCUCUGAGCUGCCUGUUCUGUUUUUGACAUAUGUCUUAGAGUGCUCCUUUAGCAUAUGUUAGACAAUUCUCUCUGGUGUCUCACAAACCUGGAUAGAAGUUAAAUUCUGUUCACAAUAUAUAGGCAGUGUCAUAACAUUACAAUGUUCAGGAUGAAAUUGCCACAAUAUUCCCUACAAUUUCACUGGUUGAGCUUGGUAGCCACAGAACUAAAGAGAAGCACAGAACUGCAAAAUUUGCAUCAUCCUGGAAAAUGCUGACUGUAUUCACUGUAUGAUUAGAGGCUUAUUAGUUUGUUCUCUAAUAGACGUGCAUAACUUGUGAAAAUGAAUUCUUCUGACCUUUAAAGCUUAAUUAAAUCGUCUGGGUGCCAGCCAGGUUUAACCCUUUUUGCAGUAAACAUAGCAGUUUCAGAGAAACUGCUAUGUUUACCUAUGGGUUAAUCCAGCCUCUAGUUGACAGUGAGAAGGCGCCAGCGUCCAUAGGAAAGCAUUGAGAAUGCUUUCCUAUGAGACUGGCUGAAUGUGCGUGCAGCUCUUGCCGCGCAUGCGCAUUCAGCCAAUGACGGAAGAAGAGGGAGGAGAGUCCCACUGUCGAGGGAGCCCCGUGCUGGAGAAAGGUAAGGAAUUAUAGUGCCAGGAAAAUGAGUAUGUUUUCAUGGCACUAUAGUGGUCCUUUAAUUGAACAGUAUAUUCUCAAUACUGCAGUCCAGUAUGUAUUCUGUGGAUGUUUUUACAUGGCACAUUUAUUACUUUUUUUUUUUUUUAUUCAUAUUUGGUAGACUGUAUGGCUUGAAAUUGCAGGACUGUGCACAUUUCUUUUGUAUGGGGAUAAUCUAGGACCACAUUAUUACUGGUCUUGAAUUUUUUUGGGAGUAUAUAUAUAUAUAUUACUACACGUUUUUGCAAUAAAUUUAAUGUCAUUUUUCUAAAAAGAAGACCUCUGGAGUGCACUCGUUUUUCUUCGAUAUAUAUAUAUAUAUAUAUAUAUAUAUAUAUAUAUAUAAUAUAUUCCCAAAAAAAUUCAAGACCAGUAAUAAUGUGGUCCUAGAUUAUAUGUAUUCAUUCAAAUUUCGUAUUAAUUAGAAUUUUUGGGGCAAGAGUGCCAGAGAUUUUGGAUUUAUAUAUAUAUUAUAUUUAUUACACACACAAUUUGCAUGCCAGGUGUACAAGGUGGGAAAAGGCAAACCUCUGGCCAUAUGCAGGAAAACGUGAAGAUUUGUUUUGCUCUUGGCUUCCUGUUGCCUCCACUCUUUCACCUGUUUAGUGUAGGGUUUCUCUAAUCAAAGUAUAUAUAUAUUUUUUUAGCCUUUUUGUUAUAAAGACCUAUAGCAAAGGUCUGAUGGGAUAUAAAACACAAUAUAUUGAAUCGUGUGUCCAAGAAUGUGCACUAUAGCUCGCAAUUUUAAUCCACUAAAUUAUUACUAAAAUGAGAAUUGACAGAAUUUAAAGGAACACUGUAGUGAUAGCAAUACAAACGUGUAUUCCUGUCAUUUUAAAGUUAAGAAUUCAGUUUAAGCCCCCGGCCCCCAUUUGGCACGCUUUAAAAGGGUAAAAAACUCACCUUUAUUGCAGUGCCUCGUGGGCACCCGCACUGCCUCCUUGGCUAACUCUAUCAGCCAAUCCAAUGCUUUCCCAUGGGAAAGCAUUGGGAGACUAUCGCUCAUGGGCAGUCAAACGCAGCAUCACCUCAUAGAGAAACACUGAUUUAAUGCAUUGCUAUGAAAAAUAUUCAGCUCCUCCAUGCAAAAUGUGGAGAUGCUGUGCAACACUGACCCAGGAGAGAUUUUCAUUUCAGUUAUUUUGACCUUCAGUUUGAAUUCUUACUUUAGUGAAUAACCCCACAAGUGUGAAAUCUCCUAAUUACAAUCAGAUUUGUCAUUUGGCUGUAAUAGUCAGGCAUCAGCCAUAACAGGUUCUGGAAGCUACGUGGGCAAUUAACAUGAAACUACUUUAAAAGGGAACAGUCACUUAUUUUUUUUAAAUAUUAUGUUUACUUAUCGUCAUAACAUAUUUGUACUUGUGGAAUAUAGAAAUCCACACAUUUACCCUGCAUGUGGUACCUCCAUAAUUUCUUCUUUGCACAGGAUAGCGAAUAAAUGAAACAAUGUCUCAAUUUCUUUGCUUCAUUUGCAAUAUGCUUCAACUGGGUAUUCUGUAAAUCCUGAGCUGGUAGGAGUUGCUUCAGGGAACCACUGCAUUUAUGUACUUAAUGAUGAAUAGUAGCUAAUUUUAUAGUCCAAUGUUUUCCUGCAAAUUUAAAGUUUACAUUAGAGGCAGAAUAUUUUUCUUUAAAAAAAAAAAAUAAAUAAUUAUUCUUUAUCUAGGUCUCUGAAUGGGCCGUUCUUUAAAGCAGUGCUGUCAUGUUUCUAUUGCUUAUGCCAUUUGUAUGUUAAGGGGACACUCCACUGCCAAGUAAAAAAAUAAUCAUGGUAGAUGGUUUGGGUUUUCCCCCACUGAAAACAUGUAUACUUUUUUUUUUUUUUUUUUUCUUCCAUUAAGGGUAUAUAUAAAAACAGCUUGCAAAAGCUUCAGAAUGCAGCUCAAUGAAAAAUCUUUGCAAGGCAAGUGCUCUGGGCAAUUGCCUGUGUCUUGAGUUUACCUCUACACAGAGCUAAACUACCAGUAAGUAACAGGAUUGUUUGUCUCAUUGACAAACAGGUGGGUGUAACAAAGUUAAUCAUUACAUUGCCACUUGCCUUUUUCUUUCUUGCACUGGAUCUCAAUACCUGAGCGCCUCAAAAUAAAUAAAUAUAUAUAUAUAUAUAUAUAUAUAUAUAUAUAUAUAUAUAUAUAUAUAUAUAUAUAUAUAUAUAUAUAUAUUUUUUUUUUUUCUCCUCUGUCCAUGAUGUUUGCAAUUUGCCCUUCUGUGGUAUUCUUUUUUACAUAUGAAUUGUGAUAAAUUAGCUUGGCAACUGAAAUUAAAGCUUGCUUAAAGGAACACAGGAACACAAACCAGUAUUCCUAUAGUGUUAAAAAUACUAUUUGAGCCCCCCUGACCCACCCUUAAAGCCAAUAAAAAUUAUUUCCAGAGCUGGGUGUGCCCCCGAUCUGUCUCCUUGGCUGACAUCUUUAGAAUUGAUUAUCUCAGACAUGCCCAUGCUUUCCUAUCCCAAUUAUGAUGUCAGCCAAGGAGGCAGAUAGGGGGUUAUAUUCUAUUAGGGGGGCAUAGAUAGUGGUUUAACACUAUAGGGUGAGAAACACAUCUGUGUUCCUUUAAUGUAAACACUGCCUUUUCUCUGACAAGACUGUGUUUAUGUUAAAAAACCUGCAGGGAAUGACUAUACUCACCAGAACAACUACAGUAAGCAGUUGUUGUUUUGGUGACUAGUGUCCCUUUAAGCUCGGCCCAUAGCCCAAAAUUGCAAAGAGCGUCUUCUUUAUUUGAAAGUUUUCCAUACUUUAUCUUUGUAUAAUUAAAUAGGCAAAUUACAAAAAAAUAAAACUAAGUAAAGUGGCAGAGCUGCAAUAUAGCAAAGCUCAUUUUGCCUUAUUUAUGAUGGGAACAAAUGCAAAUUAUAAUUAUUAUUUUUUUUUUUAAACUACAUCCAAGUACUCCCAGCAGCCCGAUCCUCCACUGGUAACUCCUGCUCAUUACACUUUAAUUAUUGAAGUGUUCAUGGUGCUUAGGGUAACCAUUUUAUUUGCCUAUCAUUUGUAACAUAUCUUCAGUUCCUUAUGACCUGUGGGUUGGUUUCUAAAUUUGCCUCUUAAACUUAUUUAAAUAAAUAAAGGCCUACCUGGGAUUGUCAGCCUCUGCUCUUUUGUUUGCGUUAUUUAAAGGGUCACCGACUAAAAAUAUGUUUUAAAAAAUAGUGUUCCAUGCUCUUUAGAUUCAGAAUGCCUCUUUUUUAAAAAGAUUUAAAACAAAAACUCCAGCGACACACCUUAAUCCCAAACGAAUAUAGCAGAUACCAGGGAUGCAGCUCACCGUUGGCGCCGGGUAUUAUUGAGCUAUAUAAUGGUUUUUCCUGAUUCACCGCUCCCAUAACAUAAGAGCUCAGACAGCUAGAGGUCGGGACCAACCAGCUUAAAGGGACACUAUAGUCACCUGAACAACUUUAACUUAAUGAGGUUGUUCAGGUGAGAACUAUAGCUCCCUGCAGCCUUUCUCAUGUAAACACUGUAUUUUUUUUGAGAAAAUACUGACUCUGCCUCUUUGUCAGUCUCAGCCAAUCCUAUGCGGGAAGCACGGUGAUUGGAUCAGGCUACCACAUGUCAGCGGACUGCUUGUUUUUCUAGUCUAACAGCAUGAAGAGUUACAGCCUCAGGCUUGAAUACAGUAAGAUUUUUACUAUAUUUAUGGAGGCAUGAGGGGCCCAGGGGGACUAGAUGGUGGUGUUAACACUAUAGGGUCAGGAAUACAUGUUUGUGUUCCUGACCCUAUAGUGAUCCUUUAAGAUAUGCAAUGAUACUGUUAAAACAAUUGUACUACUGUUUCUCAAAUUGUCAUUAUUUAUUUUUCAAAAAAUGUCCUUUAACUUCCCAUGCCAUACAUUUGUUACUAACUGUUACUAUGGUUACUCCUGCUGUUGGGGCAUUGUGGGCAUCUCUGUUCUCACAGCACAGAAAAAAAUCAAGAAUUAAAAAAACUGUAAAACUAAUUUGUUUUGGGCAGUCUCCUGGCAGCAGCAGCUCUGACCUCUCUGAGGUUUUAUUAUGAGGAUUCUGAAGAUGCUGGACGUCUUCAUGUUAAACUCUGUGAUACCGCAGGAAGCACAUCUAAUGUCUGUCUGCAGGAUUAAGACAAUCUCUAGUGGUUGUCUCACAAUACAGGGUUAAGGGGAUAGGGACACUGCACCCAGACUAUUUCAAAUAGAUAUAGUCAGGCUGUCAGUCCCUUUAAGAUGUAGUGGUUUUUAUGCUUACUUUACUUUUCGGGGAGUUUAGUUUCCCUUAGUCUUGCAGACUGGAAUUCCAAUGGUUCUGCUGGCAAAUUUACAUUCAUUUCUUGGCUUACCUUAAAUAGCAAUUAAGCAAAGCAAUUAACCACUACAUCUGAAAAAAAUGUAGGCUUAACUAGUCUCCUAGAAACUCUCUUCCUUGGCUGCAUUGAUCAUGCAAAAUGUACACUUUUUGCAUUAUCACUGUUAAUCUCUUCCAGUCUGGAUGACAGUAAUAGACUGAGAAUGCUGGGGGCAGUUUAGCACAGUGGUCUCAGUCAGUCACAGCCAUUCUGCUUGGAUAUAACUGCAUUGAUAAUUCAGAAGUAUCUGGGUCCUGGGGAAAGCCUCCUUUUUAUUUAUUUAUUUUGUCGUCAAACUAUUCUCAAAGGUUUAUAAAAAGAUACAGUGGAACCGUGCCCGGAGUGUCUUGGCAACAUAACCAAUACACUAAGAUGCAGUGGUUAUGUUGCUUAGUGCCUUGGCAAAGUGUAUGUACCUGUGUGUCUUAGUUGUCGAUGUGUUUUAUUGAUUAACUGUGUGACACAAGCUGUUAAGUGUCAGGUGAUUACUGAACAUUGUUUUUUAAAAAGCCUAAUUUGUUAUUGAAUUCAUUACACAAGCUACUAAACAAACUCAAACCUUGAACUGAAGUGGUCUGGGUGCCUAUCCUGGUCCUUUAAAGUAAUUGUUGGCCUGAACAAGGCAAGUGUGUCUUACAUGGAAUGGGUAUGUAAAUAGUGAUGGUUGCAGUUAUAUGAUCACCUACGAUGAAGAUUUCUGUUCUGUGUGAAUAAGGAAAGGAGUGAACUAUUACAUGUAAUGAUCAAGGCCCAUUUUUAUACAACUUUGUACAGUUAAUAUUGUUUAAGAUUUGAGCUUCAGCCAGAUGCACAUUUACUGCAAGUAUCAGUGUUUUUGGCUGUUGAUUAAAGUGAUGUGUUCUAACAUUUCUCUCAGUUGUUUGUUCCUGUAGGAUGUUUGAUGUACAUGUUAAUGCAUUCUUUAGCCUUUGUUUGCCCUCUUUUUUAUUUUGUGUUUGUUUCUAUUCACAUCUUACAGCACGCAUGUUUUCAGCUGCCACAGCGUGCACAUAAUGUAAAUGCUUGUUUGUGGUGAUUUACAAUGUGACAGUUUACGACCUUGUACAGCCAUAGCCAUUCUGAGAGCACUCGUUUGCCAUGCAAAAUAUUCUGUGUAUUUCAUUUUAAGCAAUACUUACGGAAUAAAUGCAGAUGUUCCUGUUAAUAUUUGAUUUUAUAAUGGCAAAUGGUAUUGAUAGACAUUGUAGGUAUUUCAAUCAACUGUUCAACAUGUUUCCUGUAUGAGGGUUCCAUUGCUGUUUUUUUCUUUUUUUUUUAAUAUAAUGUACAUAUCCUCCCUUGGCCUCCUCAGAAGUUUGAUGGGCUGAGUUGAUUGAGUAGAAUUGCGUAUCUGUAGUUUAGAUGCUCUGUCCAACCCAAGAUCUUACUGGAGAUUAAGUUCAACUCAGUGAAAACUAUUAAAACUUAGGUAACUAUUAUGACUGUCUACUUUUCUUUGUCGUCUGUCUAAAUGCAAAUAGAAAGUGACUUGUAGCUUUUGAUAUGUCACACUUUCUUUUCAUAUGAUCAAAGUAGAUGCUGAUGUUAUACUAAUCACAAAUGUUUCACUUAUGUAGUAUGUGUUCUUCAUCUGUAUCAUGCUUGUUGGGUUGUUAAUGCGUUAUCAGUAUUAGAAUCUACUUUGAAAUAUUACGGUUCCAUGCAUAUUGUUUGUGUGUAUACAGUACUUCAAACAUUUUAAACAAACUCUUUUUUCCAAGUCAGUCUGAGAGUUUUCUUUUGUGUGUUAUUGUUACAGUGCUCUUCCAAUAUAGUGUAAAUACAAACAAAUAUUUCAUUCCUAUGCAGGCAGGGCUGAAAUUGGCUGUGGAGUUAUGUUGCUGUUCAUAGCUUAUAAAUUGGAGGAAUCCUGUAAUUCCUCAUCUAAAUAUAAUUUGCUGUUAUCAAACAGACUGUACUUUAUGUAUGAAGUGUUGAAAAGCAAAAUGCAUCAAAUCUCUAUUUGAAGGUAAAUUCUAGUACCGAUUCAUCUUAAUGCAGCAGUAAUUAGUCAGUGUAAUAUACAGAUCAUUUAACUUAGAAUAAAUGGACUAUCUUGGCAACAGCAAAAUGCUACAACAUAAAGGACCACUAUAGGCACCCAGACCACUUCAGCUUAAUGAAGUGGUCUGGGUGCCAGGUCCAGCUAGGAUUAACCCUUUUUUUCUGUAAACAUAGCAGUUUCAUAGAAACUGCUAUGUUUACCUGUGGGUUAAUCCAGCCUCUAGUGGCUGUCUCAUUGACAGCUGCUAGAGGGCUUCUGCGUUUCUCACUGUGAUUUUCACAGUGAGAAGACGCCAGCGUCCAUAGGAAAGCAUUGAGAAUGCUUUCCUAUGGACUGGCUGAAUGCACGCGCGGCUCUUGCCGCGCAUGCGCAUUCAGCUGGUGACGGAAGAAGAGGGAGGAGAGGAGGAGAAGAACUCCCCACCCGGCGCUGGAGAAAGAGGUAAGUUUAACCCCUUCCAUAGAUCCCCAUUUUAUAAUUUUGCACAGGUGUGUGGAAUACACUAUUGAUGUGUCACACUCCUGGCUGGAUUUAUUUUAACUCUAAAAAAUUUGCACAGAAAAUAUUUUAUAUACACCUCUAACCAUGCUUUCAUGUACUUUAAGACACCAAGCACCAUGACCACUUUAUUGAACUGGUCAUGGUGUCCAGAGACUAUAUGUACAGCAUAUCAAAGAAGAACGCUGCACACACAAGAGAUUAACAUCUUAAAUGUUGAAGGUGUAACUCCAUCUCUGCCACUGUCAAUAGGCUGCCCGGAACAAAGCUCUAGGUUGGCUAAUGUCAGAACAGUGGGACCUCGGUUUACAAAUGCCUCGGUUAACAUAAUUUUCAGUUUACAAAUGAAAAUCCAUUGAAAAUAAUUCCUCGGCUUACAAAUUUUUUCCGCAAUACAAAGCAAGUUUCCCCAGGAUGCAUUGCACCUGGGAGGUUUAUAGCACUGCCCCCUGCAUGCUGGAGCCUGUGGGUAGCACGUGGUGUAGAGUGUGGAGGUGUUGGAGUGGCUUUUGCAUAGAGUUUUGGAGCCAUUCUGGAAAUUGUUUGCCGUUGUUUUGGCACUUUUUGGUGCAUUUUUCAAGCUGUGGAGAGGUAGGGAGCUGAGCUUCGUUGCUUGCGUGCCUUUUAUUGUGUGUUCUGCAUUGGGGGUUGGUUUCCAUGCCAGCUUAUUUUGACUUUUUUCUGACCUCCAGAACGGAUGAAUUGGUGUUCAAUGCAUUCCUAUGGGAAACCGCAUUUUGGUUUACAAAUGUUUCGCAAUAAGAAACAUUCCGGAGAACGCAUUAAAUUCGUAAACCGAGGUCCCACUGUACUAUGAAAAAUUGGCAUCUGAUGCCAGUACGCACAAUAUGCUGGUGCCAGACAGCCAAUGGUGUCACAGCAUUCACUAUCCUCCCUGACUUCUUUCCCCUUUAAGAUAGGGGGAUUGGAUUUCAGGGAGAUAUUGGUCUCUAUGCUGGAAACCCUCCAAGGGUUAUAAAGUAAUUCACUCACUUUUUAUCCCAUACCGUGCAGCUCUGUCUGCAGGGAUUCCCACCUCCUUGGCUGGAUCAUCAAUCUUGAUGAGCUCAGUCAGUCCAAUGCUUUCCCAUAAGAACACAUUGAGAAGCUAGUUUGCAGCAACAUGCAGCACCAAUUGGAUGGCCCAUCUGAUUGAAAUAGCAGACUUUUGCGGAAGCAAAUCUAGUGGCUGUCAGAGUGAAGAUGGAAACGUUCCGUCAUGCUGGUCUUUUACUUCUGAAGCUGUGCCCUUAAGGGGUUAAAUCCUGCAAUGAAACCAUUGACGUUCUUGCAGAAUGAGUGUUUGAUUUCUCUUGCCGGGUUAAAACUAGAGGGACAUGGCAUCCAGACUGAUUCAUUGAAAUAAAGUGGUCUGGAUGCCUAUAGAGUCCCUUUAAAUCUUGUGUUUUGCUUUACCUCCGGAGUGGCUGUAAUGAAAGUCCAUUAACAUAAUAUUUCCUUAGCUAGCUUUUGGAAUGCAUUUGCAUCAAUUUCUGCUCAGCAUAUAACAAAUUGAGUACUUUGUUGCUAAUGUAUGUUGAAUCAUGUCUUAUUUAUGAGCUGACAUUGCUUGCUGUAUGAUUUGAAACCCAAAAUAUGAUUUAUUUUUCAAUAGAAUGAGUAAUGGGUGAGGUAUUAUUGUAGAUCAACCUUGUGCGCAAGCUCUGGGCCUAAAACUCUCUUUUAUUCCGUCACCCUCCAACCCAGUUUUCUAUUAGCGAACUCAUGUAUUGGGUUAUGUGCAAUGUCUUACUAAUUUCUUGUUGAAAUAACAAUGCAUCAGAGAGGGUCACCUCAUUCCCAGAAAAAUCGGAGAAUCAAUUUCUCUAGAGACAAUAUCUUACAGGUGUGAGUGAUUUGUCAUUCUUUUUAAUAAUGUUUCUGUUUUCAUGGCUGUUGUGGCAGUCUUUACAAUGCAAAAGCAGCUUUGUAUGGAUUCAUUUUAGGAAAGGCACAACAGGGCAUGGUAUGGUAUAGGACAGGGGUAGGCAACCUACGGCACUCGAGGUGUCUUUCCAUGGCACUCAAGGCUGCUAGAGCCAAACAUGCUCUGGCCUAUCAGGAGUCUCAGUGAAACAUCAGAUAUCUGCUAAUACGAAAAAGUGGUGAAGGAAAAUCCUCAAUUUAUGCAUUGCAGAACGUAGAGGAAGUGACCUCAGAUCAGUUCCUCCCAGCACUUGUGAAUGGGAAUCCACACGGUAGUAAAGCAGCCUGCAGCUGCUGUUGCAGCUCCUGUCCUUGACCUGUACCACUGGAACCCAGGGAAGCCACCCAUAUUGCUAGAUAUACACAGACUUGCAGAAUAACCCUCUCCUCAUGCAAAUAAUAUGAACAGCCCACACACAAACAUACACACAAUCCCCACAAACGCAACACCACUAACAAUCCGCAUACAUGCAGCCUCUCACAUGCAAUACCCCAAACACACAAUGUGACAUAUCUAUCCACACACAAUUCCACAAGCAGCCCUCAUACACAGCCCACAUUAAUAUGUAUCAUACACGAUACCAUAAACUACUAAUGAACAUAUACAAUAUAAUAGCUCAUAUACACACAAAUACAAUUAUACAAAGCAAUUACAGUAAAAAUAACACAAGCAGAAUACGGCAGCACACACACCUCAAUUUAAAAAAAAAUAGGAUCGGCAUGCUACGGGACAUCACAAUCCUUUUUCGGCACAGUGCUGCUAAAAGGUUGCCUUCCCAUGGUAUAGGAUCUCGUCAGCCAACCCUGCCUUGUGGUCAGUAUCUGUUGUUCUGUUUGCUGAACUGGCUGGAUUGUCUCACUUUUCUUAGGAUCUAUAUUUUGUUUUCUGUCUAAUAUACUAUUAUUAAUGCACAUUCAGAUAUAAAAAAAGCCUGGUAUUGUAUGCUUCAUUCAAAUAUGUUUCAUUUGUCUAUUCUGUAAGGGCGUUUCCUUCUGUUUGGAGUGAUGUAACUAUUCUGGUGUAGUUUAGCAUAUUAAUAUGGCAGGCAUUCAGAAAUCUGAAUGUAAACACUGAAUUGCAAAGCCAAAGCUGCAGUGUGUGAGCCAAGAUUUACUCUCCAUCCUGAGCCAUAAUGUGCAAUGACAUGCUUUUUCCGUGCAUUGCGGUGUAGUACUAAUGGUACAUUAGAGCACUUCAUAUAUAAUUUUGUUUCUACUCAAUCACAGAUUUACUUUAAAGGGACAAAAUAGGCACACAAGUACAGCUUAAUGUAGGGCUUUUGUGGCACAGUGCCUGUUGCUGCAGGUAAAGCAGUGUAAAUGCUUUAUAUUGCUGCCAAAUCCCACCUCUAGUGGUUCUCACUCAGAUAGUUACUAAAGGGAUUUCCUGAGUUAGAUUCUGCAAAAAUUGCAGGACCAACAUUCAGUGUUCUGCUGAACGCCCCCAACAGAGAUGCAUUGAUGCAGUUUGCCGGUGGGGUCAUCUAUCAAGGUGGGUUUUUUUUUUUUUUUUUUUUAUAGCUGUGGGGGGGGAAGCAUGGUCUAUGGAGGAAUCCUUCAGACCACCUCCUUGUACGCUAACAGGCUGAAGAGGACUGACUGGAUGAAGAUGCUGGAGGCCACUGUUAAACUUUGCUCAGCAGUGAUUUGAUUCCAGGCCCAAGUUUCACAUGCUUCUGGCGGGAGAAGCACCUCUAGUGGCUGUCAGGAAGACAGACACCAAAAGGUUAAUGGGUUACUCCAAACAAUAAACUAUUCUAAGAAAACACUGAUUUUGGUUAGAGUAACCCAUGCUAUAGUAUUCCUUUAAGUGGUCAUCUUUUAUUGUUAGAGGGGGUUGUGGUGUCCUGAAAACUUUACUUCACAACUUCUACCAGAUACAGAUUAUGUGAAUUCAUUGCUGAUUUUUAAGCCAGCUAGAUUGGAUCAAUAUCCCUUCUUCCCACCUCAUUUCUUUAUUAGUUAUAAAGAUAUUUUGAGAAUAUUAUCUAAUCAGGCAACGUGAUCACAUGCUUGGUCAAAAGGGAAAACGUUCAGAUCCUAAUUGACAUAACAUUCCUAUUCUGAAACACAGUAUGGUGGUUUCAUCAAGUUGGUUUAAGUUACGUGUUGUACAUACAUGUAUGCUGACUACAUCAUUAAAGAAUUUAGGUGAGCACACAUAAUGUGUAACCCAAUUCUUGUAAUAGCCACUUUACUACUUAUAAAAAUAGCUGUCUAUACAAAUCAUUUUGUUCUGUAUGUUUAUUAGAGAAAUUAAGGGAAUGAAGAUUCUCAGGUGCAUAUUUGUUCACUAGAGCAAAUCCCUGCAGUUUCAUAUUGUGAUAAUAUUUUAAUACAACUACAGGUCUUUGGAUGUGACAUGCAAAGUAUAUUUCUCUUAUAAAUCAUGGGCAGUACUAUCUUUAACCUUAACUGUGUCAUGGGCACAAUUCUGCGCACAAGAUGACUUUAUCGUGGGCAGCAGGUGCAACACUUUUUGGUAAGCAUUUGUCUCACUCCUUGCUGCCUUGGUUUGCUCCAGUCCAUGGCUGGGCUCCAACGUGACUGUGAUUCGGCAUGCUUCGGCACCCGCUACUGCCUCUUCCACUGCUGGAAGCUCCUAUUAGAAGUUUACAGUUGGCUCCAGUGACCCAAGUCCUGCUGUGCAUGGCCAUGAGAGCAUCAGCUGAUUGCUAUCAGCCAAUGGCUACAGAGCUGCUGGAGAUUCUGGCAGCAGGGAAGGUGGUGGCAUACGCCUGGCAGUAUCCAGGUAAGUUGUUAAACCAUUCUUACAUUUAUUCUGUGAGGGCAACAGAUGUGUGGCUAAUGCAGAGAUUUUACACUUUCUUGUAGUCAUACACACUCCCAUCGGAGCUUUGAUAGGCUAAGAGCAGUCAGCUGACACACUCAACAAAUCACAGCUGCCCAUUGCUGCUCAGGCUAAUACUUCCUCAUUAACCAAAGUUGCACAAAGGGGUUGCUGAGUACUCUUAAGCGCUGAAUGAAAGGACGGCACCAGGGAACUCCAGACACUAUAUGAAAAGUUAAGGGAUUAAGCAGAUACAGUGCCUAUUACUAUAACCUAUAAUUAUAUGUGAAUACAUUUCCUAUGUGUUUAGAUUUUGUUCAUGCCAGGAUUAAUGGAGUGAAUAGAGAACAGGAUAUUAUUUUUGGAGUGAGCAUCUUAUCAAAGGCCAGCAGAUACGAUAAAGUGGUUUCAUGCAAGACAUCUUCAUCACAAUCCUUCCUAACUCCUUAUAUAGUCUGAGACCACUAGUUUUACCACAAUAUGCUGAGUCUUAAAGCAGCUAGUUUUUAACUUAAAGUAAAAGGGGAGAGGGAAAAUUAUAAGGGUUUGUUUUUGUUUUUUUAAAAUUGUUUUAAGGGCAGAUGAGAUGUUUUAGUAGACCUAUCAUUAAAAUGUGCAAGACAAAUUGCUAGCAGAUAUCAAUUAUUCCCAGUUGGUUUGAGACGUUGGUAUUCGUGGCUGUAAAAGUCAUAUUGGUACAGAGAUAAAGAAUACUAAUUGCAUUUACACUGAUGACUGCUUCUCUCCCAAAGUAUAAAUAGUUUUAACAAUUAUAUUAAUAAAGCGAUUUAUUGCAUAUUGAAUGGCUUACAGAGUACUAUUAAAGAGACACAUCCCAUUGUUCCAGGGACACUGCAAGACCAGUUCAAACUAGGUGCCCUGCCCCUCCUCAAUCUCCCAUUUGGUUCUCAGCCCUUGCUUUUAUCUGACCCUCGCUGAGGGCCUUGUCCACCCUGGACCAAGGUAGAGAGGGGCUAUAAUCCUGCUACCUUGGUCCAGGGUGGACAAGGCCCUCAGCGAUUCCAGUCGAGCCUCUGAAGUGCUACAGGCUCCCUGACAGCUGUGGGGAAGUGGGACUUGGUGGAGGCACUGAUGCUGGCAAGUAGGCUUAGCUUGAAAUUUCUGUUCCAGUUUAUCCCAAUGGUGCUCGAUGGGUUUGAGGUCAGGGCUCUGUGUGGGGCAGUCAAGUUGAUCCACACCAAACUCUUCCUAUUAUGUUUGUAUGGACCUUGCGUUGUGCACUGGGGCACAGUCAUGCUGGAACAGAAAAUUACCACCCCCAAACUGUUCCCAUAAAGUUGGAAGAAUUGCAUUGUCCAAAAUGUCUUGGUAUGCUGAACCAUUAAGAUUUCCCUUCACUGGAAACUUAGCUCAACUCCUCAAACAGCCCCAUACCAUUAUCCCUCCUCCACCAAACUUUACAGUUGGCACAAUGCGGUCAGACAGGUAAGUCUCCUCGCAUCUACCAAACCCAGACUCGCCCAUCAGACUACCAAACAGUGAAGUGUUGUUAGUCACUCCACAGAGCACUUUCCACUGCGACAGAGUACAGUGACGGCGUGCUUUAGUCAGUGGAAGUUUGCACCUCUUCAGUAUGGGAUCAGCAGAGUGUUGGUGACCCUGCUCUGUGACUUUAUGUGGUCUUCCGCUUCGUGGUUUUAAGUUGUUCUUAAACAUGUACACUUUCUUAAAAUACGACUAACUGUUGACCGUGGAAUAUCUAGCAGGGAUGAAAUUACACAAACUGACUUAUUGUAGAGGUGGCACAGUACCACACUUGAAUUCACUAAGCUCCUCAGAACGACCUAUUUAAAAAAAAAAAAUAUAUAUAUAUAUAUAUAUAUAUAUUUUCCAAAUAUUUGUAAAUCCAGACUGCAUGGCUAGGUGCUUGAUGUUAUACACUUGUGGCAAUGGGUCUGAUUGAAACACCUGAAUUCUAUAAUUAAAAGGUGUCUCCCAAUACUUUUGUCCAUAUAGUGUAGUUUCUAUAUUUACAUUGUGUGUAAAAAUUCUAUAUAGAAUUUUUUUUGUAUAGUUUGUGAUAACAUUGCCUUCCAUUACUUUGAUUUAAAGGAACACUAUAGUCAGGAACGCAAACCUGUAUUCCUCGUCAAAUGUUUUUUAUUGAAUAUUUUCAAAGUUAUGAUACGUUUCCAAAAGAAAAAAAAGUCAUAGUAUAAUUUAUAACAAAUAUUAACUGGGGGAAAUGAACAGUUUAUCCGGAUUUACAAAGAACAGUAUAUAUUUACAAUAAAGUCUUUAAAAAUAAAUAAAGUAACCGAUAUCUUCAAAUGUCAUCUGAAUAUGACAUUUCAAUUCUUUAUAUUUGGUCAGGUGAGACAAUGCCUAAAAAUUUAAUAGAUUUAAUAGCAUUUUCAGCUGUUAUUCUUGAUGAUAAUUCAUAUCUCAUCUUUUCAGAGUGAGUUUAAAACUUCCUUUAUGUCUGGAAUGAUGGGUGAUUUCCAGUGUCUGGGGUUUGCCACAGUGGCUGCUAUUAAUAUGUUCUAAUAUUUGUUUUGGUUUAUAUAAGUUAGAUGAAUCGAUAACUGACAUUUUGCCUUUUCAAAAAAACUCCCAAAUAAGAGUUUGAUCAGAGAAUGCAUAGAUUUCCAAUAAUUUCUCAAUUUAGGGCAAGACCAUAGUAUGUGAGAUAAAGAUCCUACUUGACCCCAUACUCCAACAGUUGUUAGUGUGACAUAAUUUUAAUAAUUUAGAUGGAGUGAGGUACCACCUGUGGAUAAUUUUUUAAAAUGAGAAAUACCCUUUAAGGCCAUUGCUAUAUUUAACCAUUCUUUUGUUUCCAAUGCCUUUCUCAGUUAUUUUUUCCACUUAAUCAUAGUCUAAUUUUACAUUUCCUCUGUCAUUAAAGGACCACUAUAGGCACCCAGACCACUUCAGCUCAAUGAAGUGGUCUGGAUGCCAGGUCUCUCUAGUUUUAACCCUGGAGCUGAAAACAUAGCAGUUUCAGAGAAUGGUUAAUCCAAACUAGAGGCCGCUUCUGCGAUUCUCACUGUGAAAAUCACAGUGAGAAGAUGCUGGAUGUAAUGCUUUCCUAUGGGCGGUUUGAAUGCACGCGGCUCUUGCCGCGCAUGCACAUUCGGCGCUGACGUUGGCAGGAGGAGGAGAGGUUACCAGCGCUGGAGAAAGGUAAGUGGCUGAAGGGGGGCCAUGAGGGUGGGGGGGACCUAAUAACCCUAUAGUGCCAGGAAAACGAGUUUGUUUUCCUGGCACUAUAUAGUGGUCCUUUAAUUCAUAACAGCUGUAAAUCAUGUGUUUACGAUCAGGAUCUAAAUAGUAAAAAAAAAAAAAAAUCUAAAACAGACCUAUUUAUUUAAAAAUCGGAGAGACAUUUAUUAACUAUUGUUUCGAUCAUAACAUCAUAUAUUUUCAUUCACACCAUCUAAAUUAUACUUAUUUUUUAUUUCUGAAAAUUUAAGAAAGGAAUUUGAAGAUAUUAGGUUCUCGAUGUGUGUUACUGAAUGAUUUGACCAAUAACCUACAUCAAAACCCAGAAUGCCCACUCUGAGCACUGAAAUUGGUGACGCUCUUGACCAUGAUGGUGGUUUAAUUUUUUUUUUAAAAUCAUACAAACCUGUAUUCCUGACACUGUAAUGUUAAAAAACACAAAUUUCCCCUCUAAAUAUAAUAAAAUGUUACUUUUGUUCCUGUCUGCUGCUGGCUCUGUCACUGAUCUGCCUGCUUGGCUGACAUCAUCCGCAGUGUUGAUCAAAACCAAUCACAAUGCUUUACCAUUGAAAAGCAUUGAAUUGACUGAGACUACCAAGGAAGCAGAUUAGGGGCCGAGCCAGCACAAGCCAAAUGCAGCCCUGGUCAAUCAGCAUCUCCUAAUGCACUGGAUACACUGUGCAGAACUGCCACAGAAAGCACCUCUAGCUGUCAUUUGAGGAGUGGCCAGUGGAGGUAUCUCUAGGCUGUAAUGUAAACCGUGCCUUUUACUGCAAAAAGCCUGCAGGGAAUGAUUAUACUCUCCAGAAUAAAUACAAUAAGUUGUAGUUGUUCUGGUAAAUGGUGUCCCUUUUCUUUCAGAACAACAUUUAAUAUAUUCAGAAUUUAUACUUCCAGCUGGAUAUAAGCCUUGUUGUGUUGAAAUAAUCCCUGGUAUGAUGUUUGUGUUUCUGACCCUAUACUGUUCCUUUAAGUAUGACCAAAAAACAUUUAUUCCUGACCCUGUAGUGUUAAAACCACCAUUUGGGUGGCUUGCUCUCACCUUAGCCUCCUUAAAAGGUAAUUAAACUUACCUUAUUUCUAGCGCUGCACAGAUUUGCUGGCCUCGCCUUCUUGCUGACAUUCGAAUUUGAUUUCAGCCAAUAGCAUUGGAUUGGCUGAAAUCGUCAAGGAGGCGGGAUGGGGACAAAACGCUGGCUUUUCUGCUGGCUUUUCUGCCUGUUAACACAACCGCACAAAGAUGGUUUAAAAUGAAGCUUCUAGAAUGGUAAUUGACUAACUCUGUACUUUUGUGAACUAUAUUUUUGAUGUAGAUUUGCUUAACAAAAAUAUUUUCUGUCUAUUGUUUAACUAUAUGCAUUUGUUAAAUUCCAGAAUUCUGUAUGUGAUUAAUGAUAUAUAUAUAUAUAUAUAUAUAUAUAUAUUUUUUUUUUGAAUGAAUGUCCUUUUCAUAUUUAUUAUUUUAUCAAAAAAGACAAGCCUUAAAGAAUGUACUGAAACCUCAUAUUUCAAGUUAAUUUGUGGCAUGUGAUGAGGUGUGGACCGGAGAACUUACCAUUAUAGAUGUUGUAGUCCAAACACAGCUCUUGCCAAGCUCUAUUCUGCAUUCCAGCGUAAAGUCCAUGAAUAUUUAGGCUCUGAACUACAUUUAUAUUUUAUUCUGUCAGCACAGUAGAUUUCUGGUAAAGCAGUGACAAAUGUGAUAAAAUUCAGAAUGUCUACUUCCAUUCUGUAUUUAUAUCCAUGAACCCUUUUUAUACAUGGUUCUUCCAUAGUAACUUGAAAAGAAAAUACAUGUAACUUCCCUCGUAUUUUGUGUAGUGCAAAUAACUACCUAAGGUUUUAUGUCUGGGUCCUGUCACAAUGUGGAGUGGCUUUAUUAAUGUGAGAUUUGCUGGGAAUCUGUUAACAUUUUAUGGCAAAAAUUGCUGAAUUUGGAAACAUUCUCCAAGUCACCUAUGCUUCAAGUUCAGGUAUUUUGGCUUUAAAUUUGACAUUCAGUUAGAAUUUUCAACAAUCCCCACCUUAGUGAAUAACCGUGUGUUUCACAGAUGCAUUGGAUUACAGCAGGGCUCGACAAAUCCCAGACGCCAGGUCGCCAUUGCGGCUAGAAAUUUGUCCCUAGCGCCUGGGAUUUAAAGCCCUUCAUCUAAAUGCAGGAUUGGGGAACAAUGGAGCUGGCCGGUCGCCCUGAGCGUGGGCGGCCAGCUCAGCGAGCGUGCAGGCGGCCACCCUGGGGAGCAUCACUGUGGUCGGCUGGGGCAGCUUGCGAGGGAGCAGUGAUCUUCAAGCGACUCCCCUCUGCUCCCUCGUGCUGUUUUAUGAUGCUGGGAGCUGGAAUAUGACGUCAUUCCGGCUCCCGGCAUCACUAUAGGGAGCAGAGAGGAGCCGCUUGAAGAUCACUGCUCCCUCACACCCAGGGAAAAAAAGGCCAGGUGGAUUCAAAUUAAAAUGGAAAAUUUGUGUGUCUCUCUGUCUGUCAGUAUGCUGUGUCAGUGUGUGUGUGUCUCUCUCUCUGUGUCAGUGUGUGUGUGUCUCUCUCUCUGUGUCAGUGUGUGUGUCUCUCUCUCUGUCAGUGUGUGUGUGUCUCUGUCAGUGUGUGUGUGUGUGUUUCUCUCUGUCAGUAUGUGUGUGUGUUUCUCUGUCAGUGUGUGUUUCUCUGUCAGUAUGUGUGUCUCUCUCUCUCUGUCAGUAUGUGUGUCUCUCUCUCUCUGUCAGUAUGUGUGUGUCUCUCUCUCUCUCUGUCAGUAUGUGUGUGUGUCUCUCUCUGUGUCUGUCAGUAUGUGUCUCUCCCUCUCUGUGUCAGUAUGUCUCUCUCCCUCUCUGUGUCAGUAUGUCUCUCUCCCUCUCUGUGUCAGUAUGUCUCUCUCCCUCUCUGUGUCAGUAUGUCUCUCUCCCUCUGUGUCAGUAUGUGUGUCUCUCUCCCUCUCUGUGUCAGUAUGUGUCUCUCUCCCCCUCUCUGUGUCAGUGUGUGUCUCUCUCCCUCUCUGUGUCAGUGUGUGUCUCUCUCCCUCUCUGUGUCAGUGUGUCUCUCUCCCUCCCUCUCUGUGUCAGUAUGUGUCUCUCUCCCUCCCUCUCUGUGUCAGUAUGUGUGUCUCUCUCCCUCCCUCUGUGUCAGUAUGUGUCUCUCUCCCUCCCUCUCUCUCUGUGUCAGUGUGUGUCUCUCUCUCUCUCCCUCUCUGUGUCAGUGUCUCUCUCUCUCUCCCUCUCUGUCAGUAUGUGUCUCUCUCUCUCUCCCUCUCUGUGUCAGUAUGUGUCUCUCUCUCUCUCCCUCUCUGUGUCAGUAUGUGUCUCUCUCUCUCUCCCUCUCUGUGUCAGUAUGUCUCUCUCUCUCCCUCUCUGUGUCAAUAUGUGUCUCUCUCUCCCUCUCUGUGUCAAUAUGUGUGUCUCUCUCCCUCUCUGUGUCAGUAUGUGUCUCUCUCCCUCUCUGUGUCAGUAUGUGUCUCUCCCCCUCUCUGUGUCAGUAUGUGUGUCUCUCUCCCUCUCUGUGUCAGUAUGUGUCUCUCCCCCUCUCUGUGUCAGUAUGUGUGUCUCUCUCCCUCUCUGUGUCAGUAUGUGUGUCUCUCUCCCUCUGUGUCAGUAUGUGUGUCUCUCUCCCUCUCUGUGUCAGUAUGUGUGUCUCUCUCCCUCUCUGUGUCAGUAUGUCUCUCUCCCUCUCUGUGUCAGUAUGUGUCUCUCUCCCUCUCUGUGUCAGUAUGUGUCUCUCUCCCUCUCUGUGUCAGUAUGUGUGUCUCUCUCCCUCUCUCUGUCAGUUUGUGUGUCUCUCUCCCUCUCUGUCGGUAUGUGUGUCUCUCUCCCUCUGUGUCUCUCUGUGUCAGUAUGUGUCUCUCUCCCUCCCUCUCUGUGUCAGUAUGUGUGUCUCUCUCCCUCCCUCUCUGUGUCAGUAUGUGUGUCUCUCUCCCUCGCUCUCUGUGUCAGUAUGUGUGUCUCUCUCCCUCCCUCUCUGUGUCAGUAUGUGUGUCUCUCUCCCUCCCUCUCUGUGUCAGUAUGUGUGUCUCUCUCCCUCUCUCUGGGUCUGUUUAGGUACCUGCAGCCCUCCAAUCACGCGAUAGGUGUUUUUACUCACCUUCUUUCCCACGCCAUGCCAGUUUUCCGCGGCUUUAUUCGUGAGAUAAUCAAUCUUUAAGAUCUCUGCUAAACCAAUGCUUUCCUAUAGGAAAGCUUUGGGAAGAUAUUGCGCAUGUUUUCUAUAUGUAACAUUCAGCAUCCAUGCAGAGCGUGGAGACGCUGAACAAAGGUGCUGCACACUGUGCAGCAAUGACACAGGACUCUCUAGUGGCGUCUGAGUGACUGUCACUAGAGAUGUUACUAGGUAGCAAUGGAAACACUGCCCUUUCUCUGAAUUUUCUUUUUUUAGCUGGCUCCUAGAUUCCUAACAAAUUUGUCAAGCCCUGGAUUACAGGAAGUUCCGUGCAUUUGUUCUUGACCUUCCUCUUUUUAUCACUCUUGUAAAGAGUUUACUAUAAUGCAGCCUUGUGUUAAUGGUACAUUUUGUCUCUUCUGUACCCACCAACUGGCAUUUCUAGUGUGUUAAUUGAAGUGGUCUUCAUUUUCAAAAAAUCUUUGCUCAUCCACUACUGUAGUUUUCAACAUCAUUUGCUUGUUCCUAACGCCACACUUUCACUCUCUGGGGACUUCGCAUAAUUUGCAAAGACCUGCGAUGGUGGGAUUUACUUGAACCUGUCCCUUGUGGACACAGCUAAUUUCAUCCGGCUGGUCCGCUUCUGGUGCUGAAUUCAGCGCCAUGUGUAGAUGUCACUGCUGUACUCUCACGCAGGAUCUUCCAUAGACACAGCUAAUAUCUUUGCAGCCAUCACUGGUGUCUAAAAGUGUCAAGUGUAGGAAAUAUACUAAGCCAAAGUAGUCUGUACUCAAUGAAAUUCCAAUGCAGUCAAUAGGAGUAUUUCAUAAAGGUUUUUUCUUUAUGAAAUAUAGGUACUCAUUUUGUUGGGGGGCGGGGCAGUGUAUGUGUGUUUCAGUGUAUCACAGACACAUACAGCCAGCAUACGACACACAGCCAGCGCUGAUCUUACUUACAUGAGACACACACACAAACUCUCUUUCCUCCCCCUCCACGCCUCCCUCUGCCCUCCCCAGGCUCUUGGCAGAGCCCCCAAUCUUUUUGAUUGUUUUGUGCCAGGACAAGUAGAUUGUCAAGACAGUCAAGUAGGUUAGGCUACUAAUUUAGUCCAUUGGACAAGUAGAUUUUUUUUAUACAUUGUGAUUGCAGAGCCAAAAUAAUAUAUUGUCUUAUUGAUCUUCUUAUGGCUCAAUCACAGAAUGUUUUACACCAAUGAAUCAAAGCUGGAAUCUUUAAUGCUAAAUAGUUGCAUUCUGUAUUUAUAUUUGCUUCCUGUUUUGUUGGUACAAUCCAUUUAAAUUUUACUGUGUCAUACUUGAGUUUAUUCUUGAUAUGCUUGAGAUAUACUUCAGUUGCUUGAAGGUUGAGAGCACUGCUAACUUUUUAAUACUAGGUUAACCUACCCCUAUAUGUGAAAAUAAGAAUGAAGAGUAGAAAUUGCACCUUCAUCCUGUCAGACUUUGUUGUAAGCGCUGCACAUUACUAGUUAAUUUAAAAGAAAACCGAGAAUCAGAGUUGUUCUAGAUGAUUUCCAGUCUUUUAUUCAAUGGUGUUAUCUUGUUUCAUAAGAAGAACAAGUAUUUAUUGUAAAAUCCUAUCUUAUUUUUAUUUUCAGGUUAUAUACUUCACCAAAGAAAAAGCAAACUCCUUUGCAAAAAUCCAUAAGUCCAUUGGUCUGGUGUCGGCAGGUUUUUGACAGUCCAAGUCCUGACCUGGAAUGUGCAAAAAAGUCACUUCUCCAUAGGCUUGAACAAACAAUGUCAGGUGAGCAGAAACAAAUCAACUUCUUAACAGCUACCACAUUAUUGUGACACAUGGGGAGAAAUAAUAUAAAAUAUAUUUGUGUGUGCAUUUUUGUUCCUCGUUCCAUUCUAAAUUUCAUUUAUGUAGAAUACAGAUAUAAAACAGCUAAAAAUGACUAUAAAAAAUAAAAUAUAUAUAUUUCUUUUGUGUAUAUAUAAUGGCACAAAAUCGAAACUACCUAAUUUACAUUAAAAAAAACAACUAAACCCUGCAUAUUAAAAAAAACAACAUGGUAACAUGGAUAACUGCAUUCUGAUUGGAUGCUUUUUCAUGUCAGAUCCAGCUAGCUUUGUUUCUCCAGAAAAUACACAGGUAACAAUAACUAGAAGGCGCUGUGCUGUAAGAUGCACAUUUUCCUAAGCAAAGAUCUACAUUUAAUUAGCAUACUUUUUACAUAUAACUGCAGUUCUCUGUGUUAACCUUUUAAUGCAAGCAGAAUUACUGUCCUUUGAGAUCGUUAAUAGAUGAAAUUUGUUUUCAGUCUUUUUGGUGCAUACUUCUUACUAGCCAGCUUGAAAAACGUCACUAGUAUUUACCCACUACUUCAACAGAUUGCUAAAUAUUUUUAAGAAAUCGUAUAACACGGUUUGCAAAAGCAUAGCAUCUGUUGCAUAAGCUUUUUGCAUUCUACCCUAGGCGUCCAGGACUUCCAAGCUGUUCAGAACACUUUGUAUUUGUUGUCUUUCAGCCAAAUAACACAAUAGUCCUUUUCUUUUUUUAGCAAUGAAUCUUUUUAUUUUAAUGUGAAAUCAAAAUUAGUAGAUAGUUUGCAAGACUUUUGUUGAUAUCUGGUUUUCUAGUGACCUACAAAGCUGCCUCCCAUAUUUUGUACAUAUUUAAUUGUUGCCUAGUUACUUGGUAGUUUGUAUAUAAACACACUUUAUUUUAUUUUUUUAAAUAUUUACUGUGAUUUACGGAUACUUAGUAAAGGGACAUCAUACUAAAUAGUUGAGCAAUUAUUAUAAUUUGCAGUAACACUAAUUGAGGGGAGCUUUCAUACACACGAUUAUCAAGCUCAGUGUUCAAAUGUAAAGGAAGAGUUCUUUUAAUGUAUCAAGCAUUAUAGAUACGUUCCUCCACCUUGGAGAUGCUUUCAGCACACAUGCAUGCUCUAUAGUUUACCAUAAUUCCUUUUCAUAUUCGGCAGCAAUGACUACAGUACACAUCAGCCCCAAUAUAUAGUAAAAACCAAAGAAAAUAAAGUUACCUGCGCUCUCUCCUUAAUCCCUAUGUAUAUGAAGACAAAUGGAGGUCAUUUAGUUGCUCCAAUGGCCAUUGGAGGGAAUGCCCACCUGCCAACGUCAAGGAGAGAGCGCAGGUAACUUUUUCUUUUCUUUGGUUUUUACUAUAUAUUGGGGCUGAUGUGUACUGUAUUCAUUGCUGCCGGCCCAGUAGUGAUGGGAGUGAGUGCAGGACUUAUCUUUUUGUAUUUGUAUUUACUUUGUAUCACACAGCCUUGUUACAAUGCUGCCGCCCAUCCCAUGUGUUCCCUAUUAAGGGUUAAUAAGUAUAUAGGGGUGUGUAUCUGUCUCAUUCAAGAUAUCUUUGCCAGAAGCUCAAGGAAGCAGGCUGAAGGGUCUGUGUAGGACCUGCUUUAGGGGGGGUCUGCCUUGACGUUGGCAGGCGGGCAUUCCAUGUCCAAUGGCUAUUGGAGCAACUAAAUGACCUCCAUUUGUCUAAAUAUACACAGGGAUUAAGGAGAGAGCACAGGUAACAUUUUCUUUUCUUUGGUUUUUACUAUAUAUUGGGGCUGAUGUGUAAUGUAGUCAUUGCUGCCGGCCCAGUAGUGAUGGGAGUGAGCGCAGGACUUAUCUUUUUACAUCUGUAAUAUGACUUCAGUCUGCGAGAGGUGGACAUAUUUGCUGGGCUUAUGAAGUACAAUUUAUUUUCUCUCUUGGCUAAAAGAGAAAAACAACCAGUGGGCACAACAAAAUCAAAAUGCAAACCGUGACGGUUAUCAACAAAUUGUACGUUUCCUUUUUUCUUUUUGGUGUUGGGGUCGGUUUCAGGCGGCUUAUUCUCUCUUUGGGUGGGAGGGACAGAGGAAGUUCUCUUUAUUGCAACCUUGAUGAUAAGAAAUAGAAGACAUAGUAUUAAAUGUUCUUUUUAAUUUUCAAAUACAAAACUUAAGUUGGUUUUCAAUAUUGUUAUAGGAUUAAAAUAAAAAAGGUGAGCUGUGUCUUUAAGACAACUGCAAUAUUAAAGGAUCACUAUAGGGUCAGGAACACAAACUUGUAUUCCUGACACUAUAGUGUUAAAAACACUGUAACGGAGCUCCUUGUACUCCGACUGAGUACCCUCCGCUGACGGAUGCUCCUAGCGCUUCCUGAGGACUCCAAGCGCUGCAGAAGACACCACAACCACCGCAGACUCCGCAACCGCCGUAUCUUGACUGGAGUCUCGCCGUCUUCCUUCCACCCUGGAUCAGCUUCUGUCCUCCAGGACUGUGUGGGAAAGAACUCUUCCUUCCACCCUGUAUGAACCUCCAGCAUCCAGGACUGUGUGGUGAAGACCCCUCCUCCAAGGAGAGCGUGUCAGGAACAAGCUCUUAAAAGAGCUAAGUGACUCAAGCUCAAGGGAGCAUGCAGAGCAUAGCAAUCCCCAGUGUGAUUAUAACAGCUCCCUCCAAUAACGAGACAAGGCUACAUUUAGAGGGAUCAAGAAGAACUGUCAAAACCUUUAUUUCCCUUGGGACCAGCCAAUAGGGUCACCACAAUAACAUUGUUGUGAAACCUCAAUAAAAUCACAAACAGUCAAACCAUAUCAAGCAACACACAGUGACUUAUCACAACACAAUGGCACAUUUUUAAAGGGGUGGGGGGAGACAAUAUUUAACAGUAAAUAUCUCACCUGCCUGCAGAAUUAGCAAUAUGCAAAUCUACCCGAAUAUGCAAAUGAACCAGUCUUGCAAUUCAGGUAGUGCAUAUUGCUGUUGCUACCAACAGAGGGCACUAGACAAGCUCCAUAGCCAAACCCACCUAGUUGGUAGCAAACCUCAGCAGUACAGGAGAGCAGGCAAUACAUUUCACAGUACACACACACUAUAAACAAUUACAUUACACACACCCUGCACCUAUAAUGGGUACAGGGUGACUAAAACAUAAGAUAAAUAAAGCAGCCUACAUAAAUAGUCUGUCUGAAGGUAGAAUAGGGGCUUUAAAGCCAAAUACAUCAAAGAGUCAUAGUCACAGGGGAGGAGGCUGGCAAGCAGGCCUCUCCAGUACUAAGUGGUGAAGGGCACUUCGUCACAAACACCAUCUAGCUCCCCUGGGCCCCUCAUGCCUCCAUAAUUAUAGUAAAAAAUCUUACUGUAUUCAAGCCUGAAGCUGUAAAUCUGCAUGCUGUUAGACUCAGAAAACCAAGCUGUCGGCUGACAUGUGGUAGCCUAAACCAAUCACAGUGCUUCCCCAUAGGAUUGGCUGAGACUGACAAAGGGGCAGAGUCGGCAUGAUUCAAACACAGCCCUGGCCAAUCAGCAUCUUCUCAUGCAGAGGGAGGCGAUACUGAAUCACAGGAUGCUGUGCACAGUCCUGCCCUGUGCUCUGCUGACAGAUAUGAGUGGAUGGAGGCAUAUUAUGCCUACAUAAACUCUGAUGUCCCUCUGGUUCACUCUGAGUGACUGUAACUGGAGGUGUUCCUAGCUUUCAAUGUAAACACUGUAUUUUCUCAGAAAAUAGUGUUUACAUGAGGAAGGCUGCAGGGAGCUAUAGUUCUCACCUGAACAACCUCAUUAAGCUAAAGUUGUUCAGGUGACUAUAGUGUCCCUUUAAGUGAAUACCACAAUCUGUUAUAGAACCAGCAAGUGAUAAUAAACAUCAAAGUGCACUAUUCAAUCAAUAAAGUGCGUAAAAGAUAAGUCCUAUCAAAUUGUUUAUAAAGCACAAUUAAGUCCGUCAAUAUACAUUGCAGUAGGAGUGUAAAGUGUUCCACGCUUCACUUACAUAAUACAUUAUCCUUAUGUCAUAAAUGCAAAGAGACUAAAAAUAAAACUGCAUAUAGUGUAAUAUUGUUCUAAAUAAUAUUCCAUAUAUCAGUCUGCUCAGGCUAUAGGUUGUGCUACCUUAAAGGGAUACUAUAAGUACCAGGAAUACAAAGCUCCCUCUGCUUCCCCCCCUCGCACCCCCACCAACGUGAAUACAGUGUUAAAAACCCUUUAGCUGAUCCCAGCCUCAUCCCGCGAAAGCAUUCCCUAUGGGGAAAUAGCUGACGCUGGAUGUCCGCUGGGGUGGGGGCUGGGCAGGUGUAAUGAAACUUUUAUUUUUUUUUUUAUUUUAUAGAAAUGCCAGUUUCUAUUGAAAUAUGCACUCUUUGUAAAAUUUCAAAAUACACUCUUCAGAUUAUAAAGACUUUCACAAUUUAAGGUGCUUUAGGCGUCUGGAGUGUCACUUUUAAUGAACCACUUUUGGUGUAUAAAUCAUCCACCUGUAGUCUCACUGCUCAAAUCACUUUUAUUUAUGCAGCACUAGCCACACUUCCCAGACUACGACUCAAACAGCCUGCAUGAAAAAAUGGUUUUAUUUUUAGUCCGAUCUGAGAGCACAGUGUGUUUUAUUUAGAAGCGUUUAUCUCCUGCUGUGUAUUUAAACCUUAAUCACACACGUGAGGCUACUGCAGGCUAUUUACAAAAUAUACACACAGAAACAAGUAAAAAGAAGGCGCUAGUAAUAAAAUCGUCUUAGAAUAUAGCUAUCCAAAAAAUAUAUUCUGAAGCUGCACCAAAAACAAGUGUAAAACUCCUCCAAACACACUAUAUAUAUAUAUAUAUAUAUAUAUAUAUAUAUAUAUAUAUAUAUAUAUAUAUAUAUAUAUAUAUAUAUAUAUAUAUAUAUAUAUAUAAAAUUAUAAAGUGCGCUGUGUCUUUAAGACCCAAUUAUAAAGUGCCACAAGUGCAAACACUGUAAUAAAGUGCACAUAAAGUGUAUAGUGUUAAUAAAAAAUUAUUAUACAUACAUAUGUCCUCUCAAAUAGAAAUGUACAUAAGAGACACAGAAAAAAACAAAUAGUGUAAACCUGUUAUGAAAAAAUAAAUAUAAAAUAUAAAUGCCAAAUAUUGCACUCACAAAGGUAGAGCAGAUAAAACCUGCUCUAACUACAACAGCUUCUUCAAAUAUAGGACUGCACAGACGAAAUAUUCCAAAAGAUGUAUUUAUUGCCCAGCACAGCACAAGUAUGUCACCUUCCUCCACAUCCAGUACAGGUUUACAGAGUGUUCGGUUAUAUGCAGCUUAGGGUGUCGACUAUCCCCUCUGUUUGUUCGCCGCCAUUAUUGCCGUUUCUACUGCUGCUUCCUCAAACUUCCGGGGGGAGGGGACUUCCAAAAGUGCGUGACGUACGGUGCGUAACUUGCGUGAUGACGCGUUUCGCCAUGUUCACGGCUUCAUCAGAUCUGCCCAUCCAUGUCCUUUUCGUUCUUCUAUACACACCCUUAUGGGUGUGUUCAAAUAGCUGUCGUGCAAAGUCUUUUAUCUAAUCGCUGGUAUCAAUCAAAAUUUUGUUAAAGUCUUGCAAGAGACCUUCCAGUUUAAUUGCAUUAAAAAAAAAAAUCAGUUAUUUUCCUUUGUAAUCCUUUUCCGAAAGAUAAUAAUUUAAGUAAAAAAUAAGCAUGCAGGAUAUUUGCAAUUAAGGUGGUUUUCCAAGUAGAGCCAAAUAGAAAGCAGGAUAAUUUUAGCUGACCGCAAUUGGGGUAAAACAAGAGCAAGCUUCUUGCUUCAGGUAAGUUUGAGAGUUCAUGUAAUUAGGUAAAUAGAAUUGGCUUUAACUUAUCUCUUGGGAGCUGACAUAAGGAGUAGUAAUGAGUCCGGUCCAUUAAUCAGGGUUAUAGAGGUCUGCAAGGUCGGUUUACAUUAGCCAGGUUUCGGUACACAAAAUAGUAUUCAGGGGAGCUCAGACAGCCAUUAUGUAUCUCACAGCCAAGUGUAAAUAAAUAGAUUUAAUCUAUUGGCUUUACUUGGAAAACCACCUUAAUUGCAAAUAUCCUGCAUGCUUAUUUUGUACUUAAAUUAUCUUUUGGAUAAUUUUAAGUAUAUACUGCAGGCUAUUAACAGAGGAGGAAAUACAUUCUAAAUUUACACAGCGUACAAGGAAUUUUAAACAUUAGAUCUCUCUUUUCAGGCAAUGUGUAAGGAGACUGUAGGUCACGUGCAGGGGAUUUGUGACCAGAGUGAUUAAACUCCUCAGUGGUCGAGAACUGCAGGGACAUGAUCUAUACGUUCAUUGAGAUGAAGUGAUUUUGGUGGUUAGACUGUUCCUUUACAUUAAAUGACAUUGGAAACCAGAUAAAUUUCAACCAACAACAAAAAAUUUUUUGACAAAUGGCACUGGCUCACAUUUUGCAAUUCCCACACCGACUAGUACCUGUCAUUUAGAUCGCCAUUAGACCCAGUAAUUGAGGGUUCGGUGAUCUAAAAUAAAGGAGCACAUAAUCCUAUAUAAUUAAUGUUGAUUUUUAAGAUUUCAGCAUUAUUUAUCCUAUUCAUGAAAUUGGCUCAAGUUGCUCAAAGUUCACCUUUUUACUAUAUUUGUCGAAGAGGGAGGAGAGGUCACCAGCACCGAGGGAGCCCGGCACUGGAUAAAGGUAAGUGCCUGAAGGUUGUUUUUUUUUUUUUAAAACCCCUUCAGCCCAGUGAGGGGUGUGGGGGGACCUGAGGAUGGGGGAAACUAAGGAUUAUAUAGUGUCAGGAAAACACGUUUGUUUUCCUGACACUAUAGUGGUCCUUUAAUAAUCUGUUCUUGUCUUGAUUUAAAUACCGUAGCCCCCUUGUGUUAUUUACAAAGCAGUGGGUGAUGGUCAUUUACUCGACAGUUGCGUAUCUUACCAAGACCAAAUUAAACAAGCACCUAACAGACACUAACCCUCUGUUACUACACAGCAAAAUGAUAUUCCCAAUUUCUAUGUGAAGAAAAAUACAGUAAUGCAGAAACUCUGGAAAUAGAAAAUACUUGGUCAUGAAACAUUGUCUCAAACUGCAUAUCCUUGAGGAUACUUGUCAUUUUUAUUGUACUUUUUCUGCUUCUGACUAUGCAGUCUUUUAAAUUAUAUUGUUAAAGGUGCAUUUAUAUACCACAGGACACUGCUGUAGUGGUUAUAGUGCUGGCAAGCCACUGGUUAUAUGUUAAAGGAACACUAGAGGGUCAGGAAGACAAACAUGUGUUCCUGACCCUAUAGUGUUAAAACCACUAUUUAGUUGACUUGCCCCUACCUAAUCCCAUUAUUUCCAGUGCCGCAUGGGUAUGCUUUCGCCUCCCCAGAUCCUUUUUUUUUUUUUGUGGACAUUAUCAGAAUUGUCCUUAGGAAAAGCAUUGGAUUGGCUCAGAUCGUCAAGAGGGCGGGACCAAACGCCACCUGGUCAAUCAACAUCUCCUUAUAGAUGCAUUGAAUCAAGGCAUUUUUAUGGGGAAAGUUCAGCGUCUCCAUGCAGAGCGUGGAGACACUGGAUGGCAGUGCUGAACAGUGUGAAGUGUGACUCAGGAACCACCUCUCCAUCUGAGGAGUGGCCACUGGAGGUGUCAAUAGGCUGUAAUGUAAACACUGCCUUUUUUAUGAAAAGAUGGUGUUUACUGCAAAAAGCCUGCAGGGACUAAUUAUACUCACUAGAUACAUUAAGCUGUAAUUGUUCUGAUGACUAGUUAUUUUUGAACAGUAUGAUACAGGUAGUUAUCAGGGAACCCAUGGUCUCUGUAUCACUAAUCUACUACUUUAAACUGUGUAUACAUAGUUAUUGUUAGAGAGAAUAACUGAGUUGGGGGGAAGGGGAAAAUUAAAUAUUCUACUUUUCCAAAAUUUUAUCACAAAAUUUUUAAUUAACCAGUUAAAUGAAUAAAUACCUUUUAUUGCCUUUAAAGAUAAGUACAUUUAUUUAAAAAUACAAGAGCUCUAUCUUUAUUUAGUAUCCUAAUCUCUCCAAUCCCAUUUGUAAAUCUGAUAAUUGAGUUUGUGAUUUAUGCACCGUGAAUGUGGGUGUGAGUGUUGCAGCAUUUUAUUACAAAACAUGAGGUCAAAAUAGUGUGCAUGACUUGUGAUUUAUAUAGGAACAUUCGUUAUGUGGAAGAAAUACUGCAAUGCGACACAUUGUUCUAAAUAUAAAAUAAGAAUUAGGUCAAGUGGGCAAGAAUACCGUGUUUCCAUUUGUCAUGUAGCAUAAACCGUAAUUUAGCAGUGCAUCCACCACCGAAAAUCACAAAGUUCCCAAGAAUAGGAAAACUAGGUUAAGGAACACUAUUCCUAAAUUGCCAAAUCAUCAUGUGGGGCUGAGGGAUCACAGGCCUAAAAGUAUUUAGUCCAUGGAAAUUGAUGUUCUUUGUAAAGUUAAUAUUUGUGGUACAUGCUGUUUAGGAGUUAAAGCGGCACUGUCAUGCCGAACUUUUCCUCAAUCUCUUCCUCUUCUCCCCCUCUCUCAGGAUCUGUUCUUCUUUUCUUCCUGACUUCUUUAGUUUACUUUAAAAUCAUAAGACAAAGUAGGGACUCUUUCCCUUAUGGAGGAUUCCUCCGCUUGACCAGCUCUGACCAGCGGAGGAGCAAAGUGUGCUUCAUUUUCGCUGGUCAGAGCAAUUUUCCCAUAAUUCUUACCUUUCCUCUGUUCCACAAAACUGCUGAAUUAUGUUCUAACUGAAUGAGAACAGUAUGUUCGUUUGUUUUAGAACGCAAUUCGGCAUUUAGUUCGGAUCGCAAUUUCAUUUGAAUGAAUGAAACUCCGAUCCUAUGUGUGCUGUGGCUGCAUCUUGCAGCCGCUUAGUAGAUAACUCCCUAAUUCCAACGGUAUCAGGGAGUUAUCUACCAAAAGGCUAAAAGACCUAAAUUGGUUUUUCAGCCACAUUUACUAAUACCAAGUAAAAAUUACUUAGUAUUAGUAAAUGCUGCCCCUACUUGCUAUACUGCCUGUGGCUGCUCACUGUAAUAUAUAUAUAAAAAAAUAAAAAAACUAUUGGCCCCCACCCCUAAACGACGGGUGGGGGUCCUAAAGUAAAAUAAGGGGGGGGAGACCUAUUGUCGUCGCCCCCCCCUGCGGUGGGUGGGGGUCAUAAUGAUGAGGGGGGGAUGGACCUAGGUCCCCCCCCCUCAUUGUCAUUUGGCCCCCACUACUGAGGACAGUAGUUCCCCUCCCCCAUUAUCAUCAUGGCCCCACCUGCGCUCAGGGAUGGAGGCCUGGGGGGUGGUGGACAGGUUCCCCCUUCAUUAUCAUUGCCCCCACCCGCCCAGAGUGCGGGCGGGGGAAGGACGGUGGUGUGUUUAUCAUUAUGACCCCCACCCGCGCCUGGGGGAGGACAGUAGGUCCCCCACCCCCAUUAUCAUCAUUGCCCCCACCUGCAGCCCAGUGGUGGGGGGGACAACAGGUGUGUCCCCCCCCCAUUGUAAUUUAUGGCCCCCACCCGCCGCUCAGGGGUGGGGGCCGGAUAGUAGGUUUUUUUUUUUUUGUUUUUUGUGAGCAGCCACAGGUCAUAGCGUGAGGGGGAACCUGGGGUGCUUUACAUAUUACAAGGAGAGAGCUGCGUGCCAGUAGCUCCCUCCUUGUAAUAAACUGUACGAACAAACGAACACUGAUACAGUGUUUGUUUGUUCGUCUGAUUUUUCUAUUCAUUCAUUCGUCUUUCUGAUGAAUGAAUGAAUAGAUGAAAUUCCCGUUCGCAUGUCCAGGUGUUUAACUGGGCAUGUGCGGAAUCUCAGUGCUAUCUAGUGUGGGCAGAUGAAGUAUCCCACAGGGACUUCCUCUACCCACACAAAGAUGGUGGCGCCCUGAAUAUAGAUUAGGGCAGAAAAUAAAGAUAAAAAAAGGUAAUGUGGGGGGCUUAGGGGCGUUUGGGAGUGACUAGGGUGUCAAUUAGAGAUAGGAGGCGGGAGGGGGGUUAAAAAAAAAACAAAAAAAAAACAGGAUUCGGCAUGACAGUGCCGCUUUAAAUCUUUUUUUUUUUGUUGUUGUUGUAUAUUUAUACAGCCAUAACCUUACCUUUCCUGACAUGGAGUCACACAGCCACCAUGAAAAUAAGUUUUCAAACCAUCUUACAACAGUGUUUGAUUUGGAAAUUAUCUCCUACUCUGUUAAUUAAAUGUUAAUCUCAUAUUGGAGGUUGCUGCAAACUUGAGCAGCAAUUAAACACACUGUAGAAGGAAAGUUAAUAUAAUAUGAGCUCUUUUUCAGGAAGUGGGUGGGUAGCCGGAGUGAAACACAUGGGGAGGGAGGUGUGGCUGUGGACGCAUAAACAAACUUGACACAUAAAUGACAGAAAAUUGAACAGUGAGACUGCAGGGGCAUAAUCUACAUACGCCAAAACCACUUUGUGGAGCUGAAGCUUGUUGCUGGUUACUAUGUCUCUUUAAAUUCUGUACAAGGAAUAAAUAAUACUUUGUAUUAAGAAUAUAAUAAUGUGAUUCUUUGACCUUGAUUGUCCACCAGGUCAGAUACUUAGAUGGAAAUUAUUCCUGCACUGAACAGGAGCCGUUGUAGGUUGGUACACACAUAACAAAUGGUCAGGAAGAAGAGUAGUGGGUACACAUAAGAAUUUUUGCUGUCUUGAGUCUAGUCUGAGAUGGCUUACAGUGUCUUCGUAAUCUUUGUAUAGUAAUAUAGGCUGUUACUAAAAUAGGGAGUUGGGACACAGUGGUGUCAGUGUAAGGAGGAGAUGGAUUAUGUAGCUACUGGGAAGUGUUGAUGAUAUCAAUGAUUCAGUUUGGAUAUAUUGUCAGCACCUGCACCCUUGAACUAUUCUCCAACAGUCAAAAUAACAUGAUAGAAGAAGAAACAUAAAAUAAAGAAAUGAACGUGUCACAGAACAGAAAAUACAGGAUUUUCAUGGACAUUUGGAUGAUCUAGUUGCAAAAAUUAUAAUAAGUAAAAAAUGUAUUGAUCUGGUAAUUUUCUCUUUUGCCGAAUUACACAUGUUAACAUUACUUUUCACCUGGAACUUUGUGUAUUUUACCAACACAGUUCUUAACAUUGUUUAUGCAUUAACACAUGUUUUUAUUUUUCCCAUGCCAAAUUGGUUCUUUCACUUUUUCUUAUAAAAGUGACUUUUUUUUGUAAUAUAAUCCAAAAAAUAGUGACUUAUCUAAUAUAUUUGUUUGUUGUUGUCCGUAUGGCUGACCAUAUUGUGUAUAUAUUGCUUGUGAUCAGCAAGUAUAAAAAUGUUUUAGUAUUUAGAACUGCAGCACUAGUAAAUAAAUGGUUUUGUUUUACUAGCUACAUACAAACACACACACUAUUUAUAUAGAACUCUUUUUUUCUCCAGCCAGCAAGAGACAGAGUAUGUACAGCAUUCCAUAUAAUUCUGCCAGUUAUGCUAGCUGUUACAGUCCAAAUCCUAGUGGAAGUCCAUACAGUAGUGGAUUCAAUUCUCCGUCCUCUACCCUUGUGAGACCUCCAGUAGUGAGGCAGCUGGUACUGCCUAGCAGCACAGGUGAGUAAAUAACAUAAUGUUUAUCUGUCAGGGGAAGAUACCACCUGAAUGUGUACUUACUGUGUCAAGGUGACAAAAACGUUUCUCUCUUUGCACUGCCUCUAAGGCAAUUUGUUCACAGGCAAACAAACUUCUCUGUAGACAUUGUUAGCCUUUUGCCAUUUUUGGUGAAAGGAAAGCCUAAAAUAAAAUGUUUAUUUCAGUGUUUACUAAGAGAUCUAAAAAGUCGUCAACACUUCCAACAUUUACUGCAUUGUUUCCUUGACAGGCUCCCCCAUGGCAUUAUAUAUUGAAGACUAUUUUCUUUUUUGUUGUGCAAGUUUUCUUUUGCAAAAGUUUCUUUGAACUGGCUGUUAGGGUCAUACCAUAAAUACAUUGUAAUAUGUUAACAAUAUUGGUUACCAAAUCUUUUUCAAAGCUGUUUUUGCCAUGGUGGUAUUUUAAGUCUCCUAGUGGAAAUAAUCGGCCCUUAUUGACGUCAGUGCAUAUUUUCUAAUCAGAUGCCAUCUGCAGAAAGUACAUCCAAUAAGCCAAAGAAACUCUGAUUCAAUUAUACUUAAUAGAGGUUUAAUUUAACAGGGACGUUUUAUUAUUGGCAGAGGCAAUACAUUUUCUAUUUCAGGCCCAAAUUCUAGGGUGCAUUUUAACAUGUUUUUACCUAAAUGUUAUUUCCUUGAUGUUGGGGGGUGGGGAGGUUAGAGACUUAUUAAAAAUGGAAAAUGAUGUAGACUGUCCUGCAACAUAUCCGCAUGCACUAUAAUGCUGUAGUUUUCAAUGCUGGGUUUUACAUUAUCAGUGGGACAGGCAUUGCAAUAACGAAGAACAAUAUACCAAUGGAAGAGAUUCUGACAAAAGAAAAGUAAGGGCACUAAUAAGUAGAGGGAAAAAAAACUACUACUUUUUAUAACUUAAGUAGACAAAUCAUGAUACUCAACAUUUUGCAUUUUUCUAACAAUCGUGCCUGGGAAAAUCCCUUAGUUAUCAUGCCACUUGUUCUGCAACACUGCAUCUUACAGAACAUCAAGGGAAUAAUUCUGAUGUAUAUCUGCCCCACUGUCCUGUGAAAUAAGCAUGAAGAGAGAAUGGUAUUGCACUGACAAGUAUCCUAAGAGGUUUUAUAGCAGAAAUUAGUCAAAACUGCUCACUCAGGUCACACACAUAUGUUCAGUGUUCUGUACUUUGCUUUUGUGUGUGCUGUAGUACAUGCAUGGAAUUCUCCAUCACCAUAGGAUUAAAUGGGUUACCAUGUCUGAGCUCUGUAUGGGUAAAAUAGGGUUGAAGAUAAUACACUCAAAUCCGUACAAACUAGACACGACAAAUGAGAAUGUAUUUACUAAUUUUGUUGCUUGUUUAAAAUGCAUUUAUUUUGUUUGAGUUAUUGACUAUGUAACCAAUGUGCUUGAUAAUUCUGCCCUUGAGUAUCCCUUUAAAUCAUUUUUUUCUGCACUUGGCAAUGGUUGUGCUCUUUACUUCUGAACUCUGGAUUUCAGAUACAUUUUUAUGAGCAUACUUCUGACUAUGUCUUGAAGGCACGCCUACACGUUUUUAUGUAUUCUCUUACUGGCAAUGCACAUAAAGACUAACCUUCUAAUGUCCCAAACAAUAAAUUGAUGUUAAGGAUUUCCAGUUUAUUGCAGUAUGCUGUGUAAGAGUCAAGUCACAACAUAGCACCCUUUUUUCUUUUUGAAAUAACACUUAAGGUAGAUUUUCCUGCAUCUCUUACAUACUGGGCUGUUUUAUGGGGACUUUACCCCACUAAAUGCUUCUGUCUUAUUCAUCACAGAGCCACUCCUUACAUUGGUAAACACUAGUGAUGUCCCGAACGGUUCGCCGCGGACUCAUCAUUGAGUAAACUUUGACCCUGUACCUCAGUCAGCAGACACAUUCCAGCCAAUCAGCAGCAGACCCUCCCACCUCCUGGACAGCAUCCAUUUUACAUUCAUUGUGAAGCUGCAUUCUUAGUGAGCUGUCCAGGAGGUGGGAGGGUCUGCUGCUGAUUGGCUGGAAUGUGUUUGCUGACUGUGAUGUACAGGGUCAAAGUUUACUCAAUGAUGAGUCCGCGGCAAACCGUUCAGGACAUCACUAGUAAACACUCAUACCUAUCAAAUCUCCUGUUUCGUAUAAACUAGUCUAUUUCUACUUUUUGCCUGACCAUUAAAAAAAAAAAAAAAAGGCUCGAUAUUUUUCAUCUCUUCUAAUCUUUAUCCAGCUUUGCAAAUUGUGUGCUAUUGUUUUCCAUAAUUUUAAUCCUUCAUUGGAUAACCUGUAAGCUCUGAUACCUUACCUUUAUCCGAUUAUUUUUCUCUAUCCUGACCCAUGAGUUUUGGCCAGGUCAAGACCAGCAACAGCACGCAGAUAACUUGAAAAUUAGCACCAUCUUAAAACAGAACUUUAAAUUGUGUUUCUUCUAAACAUAGGCCUUUGUUUAUUAUUACACUUAAACCCCACUGGUUUGCCCAAUUGUCAUUGUUUUUAUGUGUAAUUAGCUUCUUGUCCAUUCCUGACAUUAAUAGUAAGUGACUGCACAUGGUCAGUAGAUAAAGCCAGCAGUCCACAUUUAUUUACCAUGUACUUCAUUCAUUACGCUCCCUUAUAGGAACACUGGUCUAGCUGAAUGAAGUAUACACUAUAUAAUAUUAUAGUAGCAAUGGCAUGAUAUAAUCCGCAAUUUGUUGGUUUUGUUCUCUUAUUUACCAUAACAGUGCUGCUUUUACUUAAACGUGUGCAUUUCCUACUAUAUGUUCCUGAUUAAUGGUGGACUGAAUGUGUAAUUGCACUACCUUCUGUAUUCUCUGAAUGCAGCAAGAAGUAUAUAUACGUUACACAAUGUUUGAACAUUGUCAAAAGGAAACUAGAAUCAUAACUGGUGUUUUUAUGGUGUGUGUGUGUGUGUGUGUGUGUAUAUAUGUAUAUGAGUGUGUGUGUGUGUGUAUAUAUGUAUAUAUAUAUGUGUGUAUAUAUGUAUGAGUGUGUGUAUAUAUAUAUAUCUAUAUAUAUCCUAAUUAUGUAUAUAUUUUCUCCUUUUACAGCCAACUACAAAACUGCUGCAGAUAAAAAUCUUACUCCCGUAAGUCCCCAGUCCUCAAUAGACAGUGAGCUAAGCACGUCUGAGAUGGAUGAUGACUCAUUGGGUUCUGCUUACAAAUUGAAUGAUGUCACCGAUGUCCAGAUAUUGGCACGAAUGCAAGAAGAGAGUGAGUAUUAAGUUACAAUGGUUUUAUAUUCCAGAGCAUCCUAGAAUAAGACCUUCUUUCUGCUAAAUCUUUUAAUGCAGCAAAUGGUCAGAUAUAAUAACAUGCGUGAGGGAGGUAGGGUUGGCAUAUUAGCCAGGAAUUUACUGUUAAUAAGUGUGUUAACACCCUCAAAGGGGUAGUGAAUGAGCAAUGUUCUUCUGCAAGUGGAACUUUCACUAUAGGGAAGUUGUCAUAUUUACACUGCUGGGUGGGCAUCCUGAUUCAAAUGGGGAAAUGUUCUGGAGCCAGGAACAGAGUUGUGCUAGUGGUAAGCUGGGCAUCCACAUUAAGCUGAGUGUAGCGGAGGCUUGGUAUUUCACAGGUUAACUCCACUAAGAUCCCAGUGAGGCUCAAGAACAAGUGAUGAAAAAUCCCAUGAAGUAAUAAUUCCAGCAAGCAAGGUAAUCCACGAAUAUCCCCUUACAGAUCCCAAUGACUGGACGACACACAGCAUCAGGAGCAGAACUCCCUUUUAUUCCACACAACCUCCUUUUAAGCAUUUCUCCCAUGCAAGGGAGGGAUUCACAUUCAUUAGUACAGUACCCAAUGAAAUAGCCGUUACCUCCCACACAUCUCCUCCCCUUAGUAUGACACCUAAUCCCAUUAUACAGGUUACAGUUUUCCCCAAGUUCUGGAUGUACCCCAAGAUUAGCAGGUACACCAAUACUUUGGGUACCCCCUGGUAGCCCUGAUCUGGGUGACUAGCAUAUCCAAAAUUCACCCAGAUGAGACCAGGGGUUCGGGAGUUAGGUGGAGGGUGAAAUUUGACCGACCGCACACGAGGUAGUAUCCGAAAAGGGUUCCAUGCCCUGCGGUCGGUCUCCGUUCGGGAGGUAAAAUACACAGAAAUACAUGACAUCCACCAUUAAAACGGCAUUCACGUGAAUGCCCUUGUUCGGUACUCCAAAUUCUCCUAACGGGGGGCUGAUUCGUCUUCCCGUUCGUGAGUUAUGGAGCUCUGGAGGUGUCAGCGGUGUUCGGGUAAUCGAGUGUCCGAUUUGAGUUCCAGACACUCGACGACCAAACACCGCUGAGCCUUUCGUGCGUAAGAUGGCCGCCGCCACGUGUUCGCAUGCCGAAUGGCGGCCACCCAGAUACAUCCAUUAACCACCUAUUAGUCUGUGGUUAACAAGUACUUUACAGCUUAAUUAGGAACACACUUCACUCUGGGGAGGUCUAUUAGUUCGGUAGUUUCCAUUCGUAUGAAAUACAGAUGUAAACUACCGAACAAUCAUACGAAUGCCAGUUACAAUGACAUACAAAGCAGAAACACACAAAUUACAGGAUUCUCAUAGUCUUUAAGGACAGCCACAGUAUCAUCCGCUACACUGAGCUAGUAGUUUUCAAAAGUGCCAAGGGGGCCAUAGGCCUAUACUGCGUUUUUAAUACUGUAGUGACAAGAAUAAAAAUAGUUUUUCCUGUCACCAUAGUGUUCAUUUAACACCCUGGAUAAAAGUUACACUGCUGCCAAAGCUAGACACGUGGUUUAUUUACAGCUGUUAAUUGCUUCCUGUGUGUUAUUAGAAUAUUUGACAGAGUAGGAAAUAAAACUUCUUAAAUCACACUGUACUUUCACAUCUGUUUGGAAAUGAAACAAUUUUUUCAUGUAGGCUGUGUGAGUGACAGCCAGGGGAGGUGUGGCUAAGGCUGCAUUAACAGAAACAAAGGUGAAAGUGCAGGGGCAUGAUCUAUACUGUACACCAAAACUGUUCCAUUAACCGAAAGCUGUUCUGAUGCUUAGAGUAUCCCCUUAAGAAUCACAAAAGACACUGGUCCCUAAAGACACUGCUUGUAUGGAAUGUGGUGCUUAUUUUGCAGCUCUGCAAUUGUUUAAUGUGUUGGAUUUUGCUAGAACAUUUUUUUAAGACUGGGUUGUUAUGAUAGAAUAUAGGUCCUUAAGGGCUUCAAAAAAAAAAAAAAAAAGGGAAGAGGGUAGUAAAAUGGUGGUGGCGAAAGGCUUAAAAAAUUUGUGGUCAAUUCAUAAGAAUGGGAUAUGGCUACUGCCAUAGAGAGUCUGUUACUGAUGUUGGGACUGAGAGGAAAGUGGAAAGCAAAAUUUUUAGGUAAAUCCGAAUUAUGUAUUCAUGUACUUGAUGACACUUCAUGUUGUGGAAAGCAGGUUUUUACUGAUGUUUGCACUUUUGUGGGUUUGCUCUUAUUGAUGGAUUAUGGGUAAAUUUAUUUGCUAGAUGAAACAGAACCUUUCUUAAACUCUGCCAUUGUUAAGUGUUGACAUCUUAACUACUAUGACUAUUGAAAAGCAGUCCUAGCUUGUAUUUAUGUAUUUUUUAAUGAAAAAUAGAACACUGGGGGGGGGGCUUUAAAAGUGACUUGCGACCUCAAUUUUGGAAGGUAGAUAACACACUCACCAGGGGGUGAAUUUCUACUCGUGAGGCUAAAUUUUCACUCCCCAAUUGAGCCGUAUAUGGUAUGUUAAGCCUUUAGUUGUUUAAUCGAACAAACAGAACAAAGAAUACAGGUAGUGCCAAAAUAAAUACAAUACUGUGGUAAGUAAUCAAAAAAGGUACCAAGUAAAAGAUAAAAAUGUCCUUUUGAGGUUUUAAAAGUCUUCAAAUGUUGAUUAAGAUGUCUCCGGAGUGGUAUCACACAUCAAUGGCAUAUGCUAAAGAGAGAAUAGGAGACCAACAGUGCAGCAUUUUAAGUCUAUGGAUUAUAGACAACGUAGAACUAAAAAUUGCCAGCUCACAUUUUUCAGAGCUAUAACCAGCUCUCGGUAAAACUGCUUACAGUGCUAUUUCAACUCCCCACUUGUAGGAUAUCCCUCAAACAGUAGUUGUAGUGUAGUUUACAUGCAAUAAAAAUAAAUAAAAAAAGGCCCAUAGUACUCUCCAUAUUUGCAAAUAAGUAGUAGUAAAAUGAAAUAUACUUACAAUUUUGAGAGCAGACAAACCACUCUAUGGUAACAGCGAUCCCACCUAGGAUACUUUUGAUGAUGGACCUGAUGUGUAUGGAAACUAGGUUGCGCCAAGUACAAAUUACAAAAACAAAGUAUAAAAGACUGCCCCAAAGCAAAUAGGUAGUCUAAAAAUCUUACUUUUAUUUAAACAAAUAAUAAAAUCAUAACGCGUUGUGCCCUAUUAGGCUUCUUCAAGUGAGAUAAAACAUAUACCCACAAACCCACAAUGCAUAAAACAUAUACCCACGAACCCAUAAAACAAACCCACAAUGCAGAACACACAUUAACAGCCAUGCACAGCACAUGAGCUGGCAUGGAAACCACAGUAAAAGCCAUACACAGCACAUGAGCUGGCAUGGAAACCACCCUACAAUGCAGAAAACACAGUAAAAGGUUUGCAAACAACUAAGUUCCGCUCCCUACCUUUCCACCUCUUGAGAAAUGCACUAAAAAGUCCCAAAACCGCUGCAAAUUGCUCCAAAAGUCUCCAAAACUCACUGCAAAAACCUCUACAAUACCUCCACGCUCACAUGCUACCCAGACUCCAGUAUGCAGGGGGCGGGUCUAUAAUCCUGGAAACUUGCUUUGUAUUGUGAAAAAAUUCAUAAACCGAGGCAUUUUUUUCAAUGGAUUUACAUUCGUAAACCGAAUUUUUUGUUUACCGAGGCAUUCGUUAACCGAGGUACCACUGUAUUAACCCCUUAAGGACACAACUUCUGGAAUAAAAGGGAAUCAUGACGGAAUAUUUCCGUCAUGUGUCCUUAUGGGGUUAAAUUUCAACCUGUUUUCUUUGUGAAAUAGAACGUUUUAAAAACGGUUUUAUGUGCAUGUAUUUGGAGCAAUAAGGCAGUAUGUUUCUGUGAGGUCAGACUGCUGAAGUGCACUAGUGUGUAUAGUUUAUUUAUGUGAUUUUUCUACCCUGCGUUUAGUAGAGAGUUUCCAGUUUGAAAUCCAUAAAAACAGGGAGACUAAAACAUUACAUUUUUUAAAGUAAACCACUUUCCCAUUAUUUGUAAAAGCAUUGAAGGUGAGAACAAAACUCGUGUAUGGGAAAGAAAUGUGGUGGUCUGUGACGUUUUUCUAUUCUAAAAUAGAACAGUCUUCAGUCUUUGACUGCCCUUGUGAUUUGAAUAUUUAGCAAAUUGUUUGGUGGGAAGAUGUGCUUUGAACUUCAAAUGAUAACCAUAAAAUGUCUUUGCUGCAAAAUAAAUAUCUUGUUUUUAUUUAACUAGGUCUUCGCCAAGAAUACGCAGCUACUGCUUCUCGACGCAGUUCUGGUUCCUCCUGUAACUCCAUGAGGAGAGGGACCUACAGCGACCAGGAACUUGAUGCACAGAGCCUAGAAGAUGACGAAGAAGCAGUUUCUCACACAAUGCAUCUGUCUGUAAACAGAUUUUCAGCAUCUCCCCGUCACUCGCCGCGACCCUCUCCUAGACAGUCACCAAGAAACUCUCCCCGCUCUAGGUCCCCAGCUCGAAGUCUGGAGUAUAGAGGUGUUUCCCCACAGCCUAUGAUCAGUCGCUUGCAACAGCCUCGACUUUCUCUUCAGGGUCAUGCCACUGAAAUGCAGACAAAUGUGGUUAAAAAUGAAGGUGAGAUCAGACACGUGAGUGGGGGGGGAGGGGAAGAUGAGUUUGUAUCACAUUUUUACUGAUUUAUUUUUGUUUUUUCAGCACUUUUUUGAUCAGCUUAGAUUACUUGCUGUUUUUUGUUCUAUAAAAAAAAUGAAAAUAGUGUGCUGAUUUCAUAAAACUGACAGUAAUCUUGUCUGAAAAGUCAAUGAUGCUCUGCUAUAUUCGCCCUGCCAUGGGCAGACCCUUUGGUAACAAAUCUACUCUAUGCUCCCAACCUGCUUCUGGUUCAGUAACUCUAUGAUGAAUGCUGCCUGUAGGGCUGUCCAGCAUGUCCAAAAUCUAUCAUGUGCAAAGUAGAGAACAGAAACACUAGUUACUCAGCUUAGGUUGAGUAUAGUAUCAAAAUGAAGUUAACUAUCAAAGCAGAAUCUGUUGCUUAAAAGGACACUCCAGGCACCCAGACCACUUCUGCCCAUUGGAGUGGCCUGGGUGCCAACUCCCACCACCCUUAACCCUGCAAGUGUAAUUAAUAAUUACCCUGCAGGGUUAAGCCCUCUUCUAGUGGCUGUCUAUUAGACAGCCACUAGAGGGACUUCUGUGUUCUUAGAAAAAAAAUUUAAACGACACUUGAUGUCCUCACGCUAUGUGUGGACCUCCAGCGUUGCCGAAAUCCCCAUAGGAAAGCAUUAAAUUAUGCUUUCCUGGGGAGGUCUAAAGCGUGUGCGUGGCCAUUGCUGCGCAUGCGCAUUAUGUCUCCCCCAUCGGCGGGGGAGGAGAGUAGGCGAGCCUUACCUAGCGCUGAUGUCUCUGGAUAAGUCAAUGAAGGGAUUUUAACCCCUUUAGCAACAUAAGAUGGGGGGUAGGAGGGACAAAUGUUUUCCUGGCACUGGAGAGUCCCUUUAAAUUCUUAUUGGUAUAAUUUAAUGAAAUGCAUUAUAUGUUGUGGUAUGCAUGCAGCUCAGAUCACAUGAAUGGAAAUGUAUUUUUAAACAAGUUAUAUGUACUUUGUUGAAGUAUGAGCUCUCCCUCCCUAUAGGGAUGGGCUCAAUGGAGUAUUCUAAGCAACAAAGUAGAGUGGUAGUGGAGGAGCAGUUUGCACCCUCUGUUACUCAGUCUAGGGCUCAUAUUCCCUAUUCAUUGUUCUAAUUUGGCAUAGUCUGGCUCUCAUAUCAAGCACACUCCAGGUUUAUCCAUUGCCUUCCUAAGAGGCAGGAAAGUAGGUUUUAGGGUGUAGUCAAAUACUUAAACUUUUUGGAGCCCUGGGACCUUCACAUAAAAGGAGUCUAUAGAGCGACUGUAUUUCUAUGACUCCCUUCAGAAAGUGUACAUGUUUUUGCAUUUCUAAUACUUUGGUUUGUUGUGUUUUUUUGUUUUAUGCAGAAAAAUUAAGACACAGUCUUCCAAACCUCUACAGGGCAACAGGCAUUCAAUCUGCAGAGGCUGUAAAAAACAGCAGAAGCUGUGAGUCUAAUUUACAGGUUCCAAAUGGAGGAAUGUCUCGAGCGCCCAGUACUUCCAGUAUGUACCCAAUAUGCCCACUCCAUACGCAAUUUCCCUAUUACAGGGAUAUGUAACAUCACUUUCCUGGUCAACAUGGGUGAUCCAUGAUUUGUUUUUUGUUUUUUUUAAAGCUUUCAUUUUGAAAGACCACCUGUCCUGCAAAAUGACAGUGACACUUUAAAGAGCUUACAAUUCCAUUAUACACUGUGCUUGACGAACAGACUGCAAACUAUAGAUAAUAUAUUCUACACUAUUAUUUACAAUUGAAUUUAUGAACAUGUUAACGUUGUGCUGUCUGCACGCAGAUAGGUGAUUACAAAUAAGGCCCCAAAUUUGGACAUUAUUUUUUUCCAUCUCAAACUUUUGCACUUUUAAAAGUGUUAAACUAUAAAGCUGAACCUCUACUAUGAGAUGGCUUAAUUAUUCCAAUACUGAUUCUGAAUAAUUUUUAUUGGUUUAUGGUAAACAUUUAGGAUUUUGAUAAUUAUCCCAUUACUAGUUUCUGUAAUUUCGUUUUUUGAAAUCAUAGAUAUAGUUGCUAAUUGGUAAUAAUCUGAUCUUGGUUUAUUUUUUGUAUUUUUUUUUUUUUUUUUUGUUCGACGAGCCCAGAAUAAUAUUUUGUAAAUUUUACAUAGCUCUUCACCUUGAUAUUGCUGUUAUACUUUUAUUGGGUGGGCGUGGAUGGGAUAUUUACAUAUUCAGUGUUCAUAAAAUGGUUAUUAUGUGUGUUUUGAUAAGCAUUUACAAUCUGAGCUGCAUGUCUCCUUACAUUUUUUUACAUGCUGCAUGUUCUGCUAUGGGUGCAUGUAACUAUAUUGGUCUGUAUUCUUGGCAUGUACAGAUGCCCUUUGACUGGUUAAAUAAGAAGGAUGUAAGGUGUUAUUAGCAUGUUGGCUUUUGCUUCACAACCAAUGUGACAUUUUGCGUUAUUUUAUUUUGUUUGUAUGUAAUUGUUUGUUUUUAUGUUGUAUGAAAAACCUAUACUUGGCAAACUUCUGAUUAACCCAUUUGAAGAAGUCUCAGAUUUGCUUUAGAGUUUUUAAUAAACCGAAUUACAUGUAGACUUUAUUAUGCAGAUAUGUUAUUGCUUGCCAGCUCUUGUUGUGCAACAUAAUGGUUGUUUAGUGGAGAUGUUGGGGAUGCACUUGUUCAUUUUGAACGGAGUGAAUUUCACUCCCUGACAUUAAUACCCAAUUUUUCUUUGUCGACAUAAUUAGUAAUUUUGUUUUUGUUUGGCUCAGUCUUCUCAUUGUCCUCUCUUCCGAUAAGCCAAUUGAAUAUUUUCUUUCAUAAAUACAUAUCUGAGCCAUUUUAUGUCUUUGGGCUGGGAGAGCUUUUACCUUUAGCAGAAAGUACCAUAGAGAUUUAAUUUGUCCAGUUUGCUGGGAUAUGAUAAAGCUGACAUUUUAUGGGAUGUUCUGUUGAAAAGUGGUUCCUCCUAAAAUAUUAUCCCAUUUUAUCUCAGUCAAAUCUUGAUCAUUUUUUUUUUUUUGCUGAUGACACUCAAUUGAGUGUUUGACAGUGGGCAGCCAUUAGUACAGAAGGUAUUACUAUGAGUAUCUGUUCCAGCCAAGUUAAAGGGACACUAUAGUCACCAGAACAACUACAGCUUAUUGAAUUUGUUCUGGUGAGUAGAAUCAUUACCAGAGAAAAUGCAGUGUUUACAUUACAGCCUAAUGAUAACUUCACUGGCUACUCCUCAGAUGUCUGAGAGAUCCUUUCUGGGUCAUGGCUGCCUAAAAUGCAUCCAAACAUUCAGUGUCUCCUCCCUCUGCAUGCAGACACUGAACUUUCCUCAUAGAGAUUCAUUGAUUCAAUUAAUCUCUCUGAGGAGAUGCUGAUUGGCCAGGGCUGUGUUUUAAUCAUGCUGGCUCUGCCCCUGAUCUACCUCCUUGUCAGUCUCAGCCAAUCCUAUGGGGAAGCAUUGUGAUUGGAUCAGGCUACCACUUCUGAUGAUGUCAGCAGAAUGUUUUGUUUUUUUAGGCAAGCAGCAUGCAGAGUUACAGCUUCUGGCUUGAAUACAGUAAGAUUUUGCUAUAUUUACUGAGGCAUGAGGUGCCCAGGGGGGCUAGAUGGUGGUGUUAACACUAUAGGGUCAGGAAUAUGUUUGUCUUCCUGACCCUAUAGUGAUCCUUUAAAUACUCUGGGGAAUUUUAAACUAGUUUCUCUGCUUUUAUUGGACUCUUUGAUCUCAUCUAUUCUUAUAGUCUGAAAGUUGGCCUUUAUGCGUAUACAUUCAAAAUGUAUUAAUGGCUUUAAAAGCUGUGCAUUUGUAAUAUGGGCUAUUGUUUGAGAGACUGUGAAAUGGCAGCACUAAAGUGUACUAUUUACUAUGAAAUCAUUUUAAUAUGGUUACCUUAUGGGGUUGUUGUGCUGCCAUAUGCCAUUUGUAUAUCAACAUUUUUAAAUAUUUUUUUUUUUUUUUUGGAGGAUGGGAGGUGGUUAGCAAAACACAAACUCUAGAGUUGAUGAGCCCUAAAGCACUAAAAUGGUAUCCUCCUUGUCACUGAGACCUAAGUCAGUGUUUGGGACAGAUAUGCACAACAAACCAUAAUCUGUAAAUAGAAUCUAUUAUUCGCCUGCUAUUUUCAUAACGCUAACAGGUCGUGUGACCUGUUCUACACCAUACUAUACAGUUAGCAUGGAUGCUAGCAAGACUGACCUUUCCCAAGUCACUGUUUCUUCUUUUGCUGAAAAUAAAAGCAAGAAAUAUGCGUUUAAAAAAAAAAUAAAAAAAAUCUACAAUGUCAAAAUGAUCUUCACUUGUAAUUUAAGAACAGGCCUACAGCCAUAAAUCAAAAUAAAACUGUAAUUGGCAACAGAUACACCUUUUCCAGAUAAUGAUUAACCCAUACCUUUUGUAUUCGUUACAAGUUAAUGUUUUUCAGUUUUGGAAUCAAAUCUGUAAAUGAACUGUGCUGUGCUAUUUUAUAAAGCUGUAAACGCGUACAUUUAAUAUUUCUUCUAAUGCAAUGCAUAUAUAUGAUCAUAGUACAUCAGUCAGUGUUUGGAUUCUGUGUAGAGAGGUUGUCAAUUUGUAAAAUACUUUCACAUCAGAACUGUUUUUACUAAAGGCACAUUCAAGGUUGGUACCACUUUGUCAGGCUGCAUCUCCAGUGUUCUCACCGCAACCUUACGGAUUUUAAUUUCUGGCAUGCUUUAUGCACACCCUCUUAUUUUACAUUGUUAUGGCUUUCUCACGCCGCAGUAUGAAUCCUAGCAUUACCACGGUCACAUCUGAGUUUGCAUCUAUUUAUUUUAAAUAAAUCUCAGAAAAAUGUAAUUCUUCCUUGUAUUUCAACAGCACCAAAAAGGCAGAUAAGUAUGCCACGUUCUUCCCAGAAAACAAAACCGGGGGUUCAAACUUCAGCCCCUAAAGGAGGUAAUGUUCACAACCUCAAAAUUCAGUCUAAAGUCCAGUCGGCCAAUUUUACUUGUUUUUUUUUUUUUUUUUUCCUUCAGAUUCUUCAGUGACACAUUUUGCUUUAUUAAAGCUCUUAACAAAUGUCAUACAUUGUUUGUCCUGCAGAAUCUGUCCAGAGCGUUUCUUGGAGAAAAUCCACUGAGUGAUUGGCCUUUAAUUUAAAUCUCUCCUCUGAUUUUGCAUAAAUCUAUUUAAUACAGUGCUGCUAAAUGACACAUACUAUUUACUAAAACCAUGCUGUAGGAUAUUUAGCAAAGACCCCCUCCCCCUAUUGUGACUGCUCCACUUAGUUAUACUUAACUAAAUCUGUCCCUUACAGGUGCAACCACAGUCUUCCUAAUGGUCAUCUUCAGCUCCUUGUGCUUCAGCUGCCUGGAGCUUAUGUUGGUGUUCUAACCAUUGGAAGGCGUAAGAGUUCAGUAUGCAAGACCACAGGAUCAUCCGUAGAUGGAGCCUUUUUCCCUACUGCUGUCACUACUGACAGCUUGAGGAAAUUACAAAACUUAAUGGCGUUGGCUCCACCUUUUUGUCAGGUUUUGUCAAUACGUCCCUAGUUUGUCUUGGUAUAUCUGUUGACUGCAUUGGAAAUUCAGUAAAAUUUCAACACCGUCAUUUUAGGUGUUUCAUAAAGUUUUUAUCUUGGUGAAAUAGUAAUUUUGAAGGGGGUGUGACCAUGCUGCUUUAAGGACAAGCAGCAAACUAUGCCAGAGAUAUGCAUCCUCUGACACUCCAAAUGUUGUGUACUGCAUCUCCUAUAAAGCUCUUACAGCCGCAAUGCGAGCAAAGCAUCAUGGGAAAUGUAUUCCAAAACAUCCUGAGUUCGAAGGUUGCCUACUCCCAACCUACCCAGUUAUGGAUCUGAUGGGUGUAGUUGUGGAGGGGGGCCAAGCUACAUAUUCCAUUAACUUCUCCUUGACAGAGGUUUAUGGGAUAACAUCACACCCUAUAGAUCAAACCAGUCUCCUGGUUGGCAGUACCUCUUCUUGGUUCUGAGAAGUGCUUCCUUUUGUGCACUUAUGGAUUAGCGGCAACAACUGCACUUAAAAGGGAGUCAACAUAAUGCAUGGAAUGUGUAUUGGAAGUACUCUUCAAAUGAUAGUUUCACUCUAGGCUAGAUGAUCUUAUAUUUGUUCUGUGUAGGGGUGGGGUCUUGUAAUUAUCUGACAAUUUAGUAAUCUCUGUUUGGCAGUUCUUUUCCUAAAUAUAAAUAGCAGAGAGCAUCUGAAGUAUCAUGCUAAUCUCAGGGCCUUAGAGUGGCUAUAGUCUGAUUUACUCCCAGCACUGUUGGGGAGAGGUCACUGUUGUCUGAGACACAUCUAGCUAGACACAAGAUAAUAUCACAAAGUGCUUUUAUCUGCAGUUUCUUGCAGUAGUCUCAGAACCUAUGUAACCUCUCUUUCUGCAAAAAUCUAAACAAGCAAUGGGUUUAUAAGGAGCUGAAACAUGUACAUGUUUGUGUUGAGCAUAUGCUUCUUAAUAAAUAAAUGUCUAUUCCUUUGUGGCUGUUAGAGUUCUACAUUCUGGGUGUGAUUUAAUAUUAUUCACCAGGCGUGGUCCAUACAUUGCUUGCUUUAUUGAUGUAUUUCUUAUUCAUCAUUUCUUCCACACCCCUAUUGUCUGCUGAGUCUGUGCAUUGUCUGAGUUUUAUGCCAAUUUCUUCAGCACUUAAGCUUGUCUGUACAGUGUCAUCUCAGUUGUAAGUUCUUGGAUUCGGAUUUCCGAUCUAUUUUUUUGUAUCUACCGUUUACUUUAUUCUAAAUAUUUAGGAGUGGUACGUGUUAUGGAUAUGUUAGGUACGUGUAUUUGGGGAAAGCACAACUUGCUUCCUUAAGUGCGGCCUGUUGAGUUUGCCCUAUUUUUCUUUUGUUGAAUUACAUUUAUUUUGCAUUUUUUUUAGACAUUGAUGGUCUUCAAUCUGAGGUUAGAUGUGGCGAUACUCUUGGAAUAUUCAGAAAGUGAAUAUUUGGAAAUAAAAUGGGAUCAUUUUCUAAAAGUGGAUGAUGAAAACUCUCGAUUUUAAAGUCAAUACUAAUAUGUACUAUCCAAUAAGAAUUCUAAACUGUAAUAAACCUAAAUAUACUUUAUGUAGGAACAAAAAAACCUCUAACAGUAUGAAUUUCUAUUGCUGCUACACGUCCCUCUAACUACUUGAACCCUCGAAUGCUUCUUGACUUGUAUAAUUCCAAAUGUUGUGAUUUUACUGCCCCUUUCCCUCCUUCCACAGGUAUAAAUCUCCUUGUACAGAAUAAUCUACUCUUCCCAUUUCAUUUUAGAACAAUUUGCAUUUCAUCAUUCAUAUAAACAGAUACAUAAGGCCUAGAACCUUAAAGGAACAUUAUAAGGUCAUGAAUACAAACGUGUUCAUGAUCCUACAGUGUUAAACAUAUUUUAGGCUCUAGGAUUCCCCUUGUCCGCUUUAAAAAAAAAAAAAAAAAAGGAAAACUCACUCCUUGGUUGAAAUCCUCAAAACUGAUGAUCUCAGCCAAUUCAAUGCAUUACCAUAGGAAAGCAUUGGGAGGCUAAUGCACACACGCGGCAAAACGCUGCACUGCGCAAAUCCUCAUAGAGAUGGAUUCAUUUAAUGCGUCUCUAUGGGAAAGUUCAGCGCCUCCAUGCAGAGCGUGGAGACGCUGAAUGUCACUACUGCACUGAGUGACUGCCACUAGAGGUGUUCCUUGGCAGCAAUGUAAAUAUGUUCACAUGAAAAUGCCUGCAGGGACUGGGGGUAAACACCAGAACAAAUACAUUAAGCUGUAGUUCUGGUGAUUAUAGUGUUCCUUUUAGGGAUCGACCGAUUAUCGGUUUUACCUAUAUAAUCGGCCGAUAUUCGGUAUUUUCGGCAAUAUCGGUAUCGGCCAAUUCAGAUACCGAUAUUGCCGAUAAUACCUCCUAGGACCGCCAGGCUCAUUACAAGCCCGGCGGUCCUGGGGGGGAGCAGGCAGCAAGCGCUUACUCACCUCCCAGCAGCUCCUCCAGCUCCCCAGUGCAAAUCUCGCGAGACCCGCGGCCGUCCAUGGCAACGCUCCGCGCGACACGCUGGCCGCGAGAGUUGCACUGGGGAGCUGGAGGAGCUGCUGGGAGGUGAGUAAGCGCUUGCUGCCUGCUCCCCCCCAGAGCUCAGCCAAUACCACUGGACCACCAGGGACUGCUAUAUCCCCCUCCCUGGCCAGGUAUGAAACAGGGAGGAGGGACAACAAAAAUAAAUAUUAAAUAUAUAUAUAUAUAAAAAAAAAUGUAAUAAAUGCCCCCCCUCACACACACACUCCAUUAUAUACACAUACACUACACAAACACACUGUGUAUAUAAUGCAGUGUGUGUGUAUAUAAUGUAGUGUUUGUGUAGUGUGUUUAUAUAAUGCACACUACACAAACACACUACACACUGCAUUAUAUACACACACUACACAAACACACUCUAUAUAAUGCAGUGUGUAUACAAUGCAGUGUUUGUGUAGUGUGUGUAUACAAUGCAGUGUGUGUGUAGUGUGUGUAUACAAUGCAGUGUUUGUGUAGUGUGUGUAUACAAUGCAGUGUUUGUGUAGUGUGUGUAUACAAUGCAGUGUGUGUGUAGUGUGUGUGUAUACAAUGCAGUGUUUGUGUAGUGUGUGGCAGUGUGCGUAUAUAAUGCAGUGUGUUUAGUGUGUAUAUAAUUAAUGCAGUGUGUGUUUGCAUAGUGUGUUUAUAUAAUGCACACUACACAAACACUGCAUUAUAUAUACACACACACACUAUACAAACACACUCUGCAUUAUAUAAACACACUACAUUCGUUAUAUACACUACAUAAACACACACUUUGCAUUUAGUAUAUACUGCAUUCACUUUACACACACUACCCACACACUACACAAUCACUCUGCUUUCAUUAUAUACACACACUACACUAAUACACACUGCAUCCACUACACACUGCAUCCACUACACACUAGACAAAUACACACACUACACAAACACACCACACAGACACACACUGCAUCCACACACACUACACAAACACACACUGCAUCCACUACACACACUACACAAACAUACACUGCAUCCACUACACAAACACAUACAGCUCCCCUGUCUAAACACACUGUAUCCACUACACAUGGCAUGUAUAUUUUGUGCAUUUACCUUUAGAAAUGGUUUUUAUUUUCCAAAAUGGUAAAUGUACAGAAUAUCGGCAAAUUAUAUCGGCUAUCGGCCUGAAAGUUCACGGAAUAUCGGUAUCGGUAUCGGCUCUAAAAAAUCAAUAUCGGUCGAUCCCUAGUUCCUUUUAUAUCCAGUUAUUUAUUAUCUUUUUUUCGUGGUGGAAUUUGUCUGGACAUUUGGAUCCACCCCUGACACUUAAUCCAUUCUUGAAGCACACAUUUAGUGCUUUAUAAAUACUUUAUUUUAUGAUAUUAAUAAAAGUUAAAUUUUAAGGGUACUUGUUAAGUACAUACCAAGUAAGUUGUGGUGGGAAAAAAGUGUGGAUAAAAGCCCUUCCAUCUGAUCAAGGUGGAUAGUUAAUGCAAUGUUAAACAUAAAUACACACACCAGGCAAGCCAGUAAACUAUCUCAUGCUGAUGAGUUGAAAUAACGAAACAGCUGUCCAUUGCGCCUCUACCUGAGUUGUGUUUCAAAGCUGUUGUAUGCAGCAGACACAUACUCAAAGGAAUCCAUGUAUAAAGUGGAAUUAUGAGGCAAAACUGUGAUUCUUUGUUGAGCUCAUUUGCAUACGCCUACCAAAUCUCCCCCCCACCCCCCACCACAACGUAUUUGGGGGGGGGUCGCAAAAACGUAAAUCAAUGAGUACAGUAAUCUUUUACGCCGCCAUUCUUUGUUACAUGCAUCUACCCAAUGCCCGUGGUACCCUGUGCCAGGCCCAUCUGUAUGCUAUAGUGACUUGGCAGCAAUAUCUGCCCAGUUGCUAGUAUUUUAUGACGGCAAACAGGCAUUGGCUGCUUGUUCUUGAGCAAACAUGCCCCCACUCACUACAUGGACAGCGGGGACAGGAGGGAGGUUUAAGCCCUGUCAAUAUGGGGGUUGUCACAGUGACCCCCCCGUGUUUCUCUAGUAGCUGACAGAUUUCAGGUUUAGCUGUGGGAAUUUCAGCUGAAUUUAGUUGAAAUUCUGUUUUAUUUUUUUGAAGUGAAAGCAAUAAUUUUUGUCUGGCUUUUGACAAUAGAAUGUAAUCGCCUAUAUUGAAAAGGUUUACUUGGGUGCUCAUAUAAAAGCUAAUUUUUACAACAAACUUCUCUAAAAAAGUUUGGUAAACACUGUAACCAUUACAGUUCGAGUCUUUGUUUUCUGUCUGAUUGUGUGAAGAAUUGGUCCCUAAAGACUUGUAGCACCAUAACUAUAUAACUUUUUUUUGUGAUGUUUAGUGUGCCCCUUUAUCAGUUUGCACUGCAAUGUACACACAUUGAUUUCUAGUACUGUAUGAUUGUGGUGCUUAAUUUAUUAUCUUUUUGUUGCGGUCAGUAAGUAAACAUGACAAAUGCCCAUAGUCUUUAUGCUUUCUUUUCCUGUUUAUGCAGUACCUUCACCAUGCAAGUUCCGCUCCCCUUCAACACCUUCACCAUUAGCAUUGAGACAGCCUAUGAAAGCUUUAAGUAAUCAUGGUUCUCCAAAUGCACAAGAAGCUACCACUGUUUCACAGAACAGCCCUUCAACAGCCACCUCUACAAGCCAACCUCCUGGCUCUGCAAGUCCAAUUGCCAGAACUGGGCCUGCAAUGAGAAGUGGCUUACCCAGACCUAGCACACCCUCAGGUGGGAGUAUACCAGUGCCUCGCAGCAAAAUUGCACAGCCAGUUCGGAGGUAUGUUGAUAAUGCCCAGUUUGCACUGUUUAUGCAUGCCCAAGCUGUUGUAAUACUGGUUCAUAUUGCAUUUAGAUAAUGACAUAGAGCUUGUAAACGUAAGGAAAAGGGUAUUUUGGUUUGUAAAUACCUGCAUGACUGAAUUGGUUCCUUGUUUUAUAUAUGAACACUUUAUACAUACAUCUAUAUUUUUAUGCUUGUAUUCAUUGGGGGUGUAGCCUAAAAUAGAUACGUCCAUAAAUCCAUACAUAUGUUCAUAUACAUCAAGCAUGUCAGACUCGCGGCCCACAAUGAAUAAAUUGCGAGGGUUUGCCAUGAUUACCAAGGCCGAGUCAGUGGAGGAUCCAAAGCCUGAUCUCGGGAGGGGCACUUGUAGAUUAUUUAAAGAAAUAAUCCAGAUACAAUAACCACUACAGCUCAGUGUAGUUGUUAUGGUGCCAAUUUUCUUACCGUUUGGGACUAGGGCUGUUUUUACAUUUCUGCUAUGUUUGUGUUUCCCCUCCCAGAGUAAGUAGUCAAACCGUUUAAGAACAGUUUGACAACUUACCUGAGGUCUCCUGGGAAAUGGGGCUGUCAUAGGGCAUAGGAGCAGUGGUGUGUGUGUGUGUGAAGGUAGCAGUGUGUGUGUGUGAAGGUAGCAGUGUGUGUGUGUGUGUGAAGGUAGCAGUGUGUGUGUGUGUGAAGGUAGCAGUGUGUGUGUGUGAAGGUAGCAGUGUGUGUGUGUGUGAAGGUAGCAGUGUGUGUGUGUGAAGGUAGCAGUGUGCGUGCGUGAAGGUAGCAGUGUGCGUGCGUGCGUGAAGGUAGCAGUGUGCGUGCGUGCGUGAAGGUAGCAGUGUGCGUGCGUGCGUGAAGGUAGCAGUGUGCGUGCGUGCGUGAAGGUAGCAGUGUGUGUGCGUGCGUGAAGGUAGCAGUGUGUGUGCGUGCGUGAAGGUAGCAGUGUGUGUGCGUGCGUGAAGGUAGCAGUGGUAUUGAUAGCGUCGCGUGAAGGUAGCGGUGUGUGUCGCGUCGCGUGGUAGCGAGUGUGUGUGUCGUGAAGGUAGCGAGGUAUUAUUGUCGCGUCGUGAAGGUAGCGGUGUGUGAUAGAUGUGAUGAAGGUAACUUGGCGGGUAUUAGCGUCGCGUGAAGGUAGCGGUGAUGAUAGCGUCGCGUGAAGGUAACUUGGUGUGUUGAUAGCGUGCGUGAAGGUAGCGGUGUGUGGCGUCGCGUGAAGGUAGCAGUGUGUGUGGCGUCGCGUGAAGGUAGCGGUAUUGAUGAUAGCGAUGCGUGAAAGGUAGUGUGCGUGCGUGAAGGUAGUGUGCGUGCGUGAAGGUAGUGUGCGUGCGUGAAGGUAGUGUGCGUGCGUGAAGGUAGUGUGCGUGCGUGAAGGUAGUGUGCGUGCGUGAAGGUAGUGUGCGUGCGUGUGAAGGUAGUGUGCGUGCGUGUGAAGGUAGCAGUGUGUGCGUGUGAAGGUUGCAGUGUGUGCGUGUGAAGGUUGCAGUGUGUGUGUGUGAAGGUUGCAGUGUGUGUGUGUGAAGGUUGCAGUGUGUGUGUGUGAAGGUUGCAGUGUGUGUGUGUAGGUUGCAGUGUGUGUGUGUGAAGGUUGCAGUCAGUGUGUGUGUAGGUUGCAGUGUGUGUGUAGGUUGCAGUGUGUGUGUAGGUUGCAGUGUGUGUGUAGGAUUUGCAGUGUGUGUGUAGGUUGCGGUGUGUGUGUGUGUGUGUGUGUAGGUUGCAGUGUGUGUGUGUGUGUAGGUUGCUGUGUGUGUGUGUGUGUAGGUUGCUGUGUGUGUGUGUGUGUAGGUUGCUGUGUGUGUGUGUGUGUGGGUUGCAGUGUGUGGGUUGCAGUGUGUGUGUGUGUGUGUGUGGGUUGCAGUGUGGGGGGCAGUGUAUGUGUCUGUCUGAGUGUGCGUGCGUCUGUCACUGUUGCGAUGGCCACGGCUGGCUAGUGAAGGACAUGAAGGUGCACAGAGGCACGCAACGCCACGUCACAUUCUGACAUGACGUCAACGUGCUCCACCUUCACAGGUUUUCAAGGAGUAGCGGGAGGAUCCACUUUGGCACAGGGUGCGCACGGCGCCAUUGAGGCUAUACCAAAGGCUAGACUCCAGAGUCGCAUACUGGCAGUGGCAAUGUGAGUGGAGUCUGCUUGUUGGCUAAUAUUUUAUUUUUUAUUUUAUUUUUUUACAAGGCCUGGAGUUUAUAUGAUUUUUGUAUUUUUGUAUAUAAAAUAUCUAUAUAUAAAAUAUCUUUAGACAGUCCAUAAUGGCGAGAAAAAUGGUAUAUAAUAUGUGUGGGUACAGUAAAUGAGUAAGCGGAAAGUUACUGCUAAACACAAACAUAGCAGAAAUGUAAAAACAGCCCUAGUCCCAAACGGUAAGAAAAUUUGAAAAGCGGUCUGGUCACUAAGGGGUUAAAUAGCUUGGCCUAAAUUCAAAUUUGGUGCCAAAAUGUUUGGUUUAGUUUGCGCAUGCUCAAUAAUGCAAUCCUACCCCACGCCUGCAUUCCACAAUACUGUGCCUAUGUGCAGCAUUUAUUGUAUUGUAAAAAUAUGCCUCCUGGGCCGGCAUCUGUAAUUUCCUGCAUCUCCGGUGUGUACCUCUUUCCUGUUUUGAACCCUACACUCUGUCAGAGGAUUGCAGAUUACCGGUUAUAUGAUAAAGAACAUGUAGGGAAGAAAAUUAUCACAACUGCAUUUUCCUCUGAUUGCUUUCUAUUGAGAAAUUUACUGCACACGUAAUUGUAGUCUGUAAUUUUUUUUAAAUACUUUCUUUUAUGUUUAUUGCAGGUCAUUACCAGCCCCCAAAACUUAUGGUAACAUGAAAGAUGACAGCUGGAAAGAAGGCUGCUAUUGAACUGCAAAAUCCCAUGCAUCACAGAUUAAAGGACGGCAAACAUUGUCCACAUUAAGACAGAGGAAACGAUCUACCACAUGGAACUGUUUGGGAUUUUGCAAACCAAUCCCAGGGCUUUCUGUCCGUACCUAGCACAAACGGCAGAGGUUUAAAAAUUGAGCACUUUAUUGAUAUUUACCAUCCAAUAACAGUCAAACAUCCACCUUUAAUUGGGUCUCUUGCUUAGUAUUUAAUUGCUUGAUGUAUUUUAACCCUUUAGCAUCCAGGACCACUGCAAAAUUGACUUCACCAAUGAGUGAUAUCUGAUCAAGACAAGAGCAAGCUUUUUUUUUUUUUAAAUGCCUAGUUUAAUGCCAAAGAAAAACUCUUCGGUUACAAUUUUUUUACAUUUACCAAUCCUAGAAUAAUCAAUUGAUUUAUUUCACACAAUGUACACCCCUUUUAUUACCCAUAUAAAAGUGUGCAAUGUAGCAUGUGUUCUUUUGCCAUUAAUUGCACUGAUCCAGAUUAGAUAUCACCUUUUUAAUGCAAGUGUGACUUGUGUGGUUUGCGCACACAUUGCUGGUGCCUGUAGCAUUCAAAAUGUUUAAUAAUUUUAAGCUAUUGAGGUUAAUGCAUCAUCUCAUCUUGGGACAUUUAACAGGACACAAUAACAUCUCAGGAUUAAGUCCAUGUAUCAUAUGAAAGCCUGUCCUAAAAUUAUUAUGCAAGCAGACAUUAAAGGGUCACUGUAGGCACCAUAACCAUUACAACACGCUGUAGUGGUCAUAAUGCCAGGGGUCCCUGGGUGCUGUCCACUUGCAGUGACAUUUACCUUGCUGUGAUAUGUGCCCACAGUUUUUCUGGUAUGAUAAUGCAGAAGUAUGAAGAUUUGCUAUAUCAAACCAGAAGGACGAUGGGAGCCCAACAAAGCAAGGUAAAGUCAUAAAUUAUUUGACAGAUUAGAUACAGUACUUUGGGAUUCCUGGCACCAUAACUACUACAGUUCACCAUAGUGGGUAUAGUGUUUAGAUUUUCCCUUUAAAUAUUAAAAAAUAACGGGACAACCAAUAGCCAUGUUUUGUGAGUGCUUUUUCACUCACUGGUUUUGGUGACUUUAUUUUUGAAUAUUUUGGAUAAAUUUUUUAAUACAUUACACUGAAAUUGUGAAUAUAUUUGGAGUUUCUUUGCUUUUUUAUUUUUUUAUAUCCUCAGUGCCUUUUCUAUAGACGUAAGUUUUUAUUUUUUAUUUUUUUGUUUUCAGGUCUAUUAACCACAUUCAGUUUAUUUAGGAUAGUAGCGUAUAAGGGAUUGGAAGUCGGAUACUAACUCGGUGCUUUUGCCCUGUCGACGAUAUGCAUCUGCAGCCCACAAUCUGUAUAUCUAACUAGCAUCUGAAAUGGUAUUUUGAGGUUCUGCAGCAAUUAAUGUGAUGUCCCAAGAGGUUUUCACUUAAGUGCUGAGUCACAGUAUGAAGAUGGAUUUACAUAUUCACUGUAUGUAUUUUUGCAUGUGUUUGCUGAAAGGGCUUGUACAAUCUUUUCAUAAAUUAUCCUCCUGUGGAUGGGAACUCUGGCUGCAAUUGAAAGUGUUCUGCUCAGAGAAUGAGCAAGCUUCCUUCUAUGGAGAAGCAAGGUGCAGGAACGACGUUGUGAUGUUGAGACACAAUACUAUGCACAUGUACCAUACAUAGACUAGCUGUGACAUUUUCCAUCAAAUGCCAAAUGACCUCAAACCAUUUUAUCAGAUAAUCACCCACUCUGAGCUGAGAGGAUCAAAACACAAUCUGAGAUGUUUUCUAUUUUGGUGUUGAAAAGAUAUUUCUUGACUUUCAGAUGUUAGAUUUGUAUUUAAUUUGUAAAUAAUGUUUGACUGUUGUGAGCUUUUCAGUAUUUCAAAUAUGUAUUUUGCCUUACAUAUCCCAUAUUUAACAUUAUCAAUGCCAGCGUUUUAAAUUGUGCUAGACCUGUUUACAGACGCUAUACAGAAAGGCUAGCACUCGUAAAUUUUUGUAUCUAGUAUAUUCACACUUGCAGCACAUAAUCAGAAGCCUUCCAUCAAACUCUCCUUGGGUCUUGGUUUUAGGCCAGGCAUUUGUUUGUCCACAGCUUAUUUCAACAUGAAACACGUAGACACCUUAUGCUUUGUGAACUCACUUUCUGCGCCAUGUAUUACUAAGAACAACAUUUUCUAAAUUGUGCCAGUUAUAUGCUACUAGGUUGAAGGCACUUACCCCUAUAUCUAGAUUAUUUAUACAGCCGUUUUCUUGCCUUUUAAUGAUUCAGAGAAAUCAUUCCAUGUUGGCAGGUUUUUCUAGCUAACUGCAGAGGCAAACACAUGGCAGUGUGCACUAGUUAAAUGUGGUAUUUAACAAAAACUAUCCGAUCUAAGAAAAGCUGCUAAUUUGCUUUACUUCUCCUUGGUGCACACAGUAAGUGCAAUGUAAACAUUUACCCGUUAAAGGAUCACUAUAGGGUCAGGAACAAAACUUGUAUUCCUGAUCCUAUGGUGCUAAAACCACCAUUUAGGUGGCUUGCCCCACCUCCCCCUCCCCCCAUGUCCUCCUAUAAAAGUUUAAAACGCACCUUAUUUCCAGCACCGCGCAGGUCUGCCGGUGCUGGCUCCACCCCCUUUCUGCCAUCAUCAAAUUGGGACGAUGUUUAGCCAGUCCAAUGCCUUUCCAUAGGGAAAGCAUUGGAUUGGCUAAAAAUCGGCCCGGGGCGGGGCCAAAUGCCGUUUUGACCAAUCAGGACAUCCUCAUAGAGAUGCAUUGAAUCAAUGCAUCUCUAUGAGGAAAAUUCAGCAUCUCCAUGCAGAGCAUGGGGACGCUGAACGGCAGGGCUGCUAAUUAAGACAAAAUGCAGUUAUCCAAACCCUCUACAGCAGACCAUGGGAACUCUAAUACUGUGCCAGCUGCUUGCGCGUGUAUUUUUUUAUUUCAUUGCUUAAAGGGACACUCCGGACUACUAAAGCUAAAAUGCAGUGUCCUUUUUUUUAAAUUUAUUUUUAUUCUUUUAUUUUACAAAAUGUGCAGAUUUUUUAUAUAAAUUGGCACUUUUAGAAAUUGACCUUGUUACAACCAGUUCUGUUACGUCCUGGUUUUUGAUGACCUUAGUAGAGCUAAACUAAAGAGGCAAAGACUUCUCAUUAAGCUGCAUUGGGAAGUCUGUGAUUGGACAUAUAGUAGGGGAGGUUUGCAGAGGCAGCAGACAAGCUAGCAGCAGCCUUUAAAAAAUGUUUUUAGAUAUGCAUUAUUUCAUUGGAGUAAUAAUAAAAUGCAUGUAUGUUUUCAUUUGAGGUAAAUAUAUUAAAACAUAACUUUUUUUUUUUUGUAGGCAGGAGAGUGUCCCUUUAAGAUUUUAAAAUUUGUCUUUCCUUUAUCCAAACAUGGUAGCCAAUACUUGGUGCAGCUUGAAUUUGGCAUAAUCCCGUUUAUAACAUGGCAGACAGUGAAUUUACCAACUAAAAUCCCUGCUGAUUUCAUUGAACAUAACACUGAGAUCUCAUUGGUCAGUAGGGGAUGCUUGAGAGUUUGUGUUUUUUUUUUUUAAAUACAUUUUAACUAAGCCAACAUUUGCCUAUGCAUGUUUUAUCCUUGAUAUAAUUUAUUGCUAGGGAUUUCAAUGUUGCAGUAUUUUUACAUCUAGAAUUAAAUGUGGCUGCUUCUUCAUUUUAGUUGGACAAAUUUAAUGGCAUUUUAUAUAUCCUAUUUAAGCACAUCUUUCGUGGCUUUUGAUUCACCAAAUAUUUGAAAAGGUACCCCUAUUUAUAAAUACUGCCCAGGUAAAUGCAGAGGUUUGCACUCCAGUUUCUGUGGAAUACAAAUCUCAUUAAGCUCAGCCAGUUGUCCUCUGACUGAGCCUAGCAGUUCCAGUCCACAGUUGAAGCGCUAGCAGUUCUCUCUCCCAGGAUGUCUCUCUUUACCGUUUCUUUGUACUUGAGGAUGUUGAAGGAAGUGUGAACAUGUGGAUAUGAUAAAUAGUGCCUAUGAUUUAUUUAUGUUUGCAUAUUAAAGGGUUUUGGAAUGUGGAUUAUUUUUGUGCCAAUGCCUCUGAAUAGUCAUUUGUAUGUAAGAAAGCAGAUUGUGUAUUUUUUUUCUGCUUCCAAAGUUAUUUAAAUUUUUGUAUGUGUUUAAAAAAAAAAAAAAAAAAA
Pelobates cultripes (western spadefoot toad) is the source of this 60751-nucleotide messenger RNA. The record is from the annotation of a GenBank genome assembly. Lineage: Eukaryota; Metazoa; Chordata; Amphibia; Anura; Pelobatidae.